AAACGAACGUGUUGGUAAGGCAGGUAGACUAAUUUCUGCUCUAGUUUUGAUAUAGUAAACAGACUGUUCUGUCCACCUUUGUUACCUGUACGCCAUACAUUGUGAAAGAUCGGGGGUGGGUGGUUACAGCUCCCACGGCUUAUUAGGUCUGUGUGCUCUAUUUGUGUAGAAUCUCACACUACUAUGGGGGUGGGGGUAUCUGCUUGGGAAGCAGUGGUGGGGCAGAAGAGUUUAGCUCGGGCAAGGGGGGAGGGGGUUUAGAGAGGCAUUGACUCUCAAGCAGAGAGCCAGGUCAGUGGGGGCUCUUGGUGUAGUGUUUAGCAGUGAGGGGUCUGUUUAGUUUAAAUUAAACUGGGUGCAGGUCGAUUUACUGUUCCAUCGUAACGCACGGCUUGCCAAGUCAGUAAUAAGUAAAGGAAAAGAUUUGCAGCUUGCAGAACCCAUUUGGUCUAUUUUCAAGCUGUAAUUGAAUUGUCGUGUUUUACAAAGGCUGCGUGUAUAAUCCGGAAAGGAAUGUAUUGGCUGACACGCCUUGCUUACCUGCAUAAAGGAGGUAUCUUUACGAGGGCCUCAUACUUACUGUCUGCUUAUUGUAUCACCGCCGGCUUGAUACAGGGGAUCUCAAUCAAUGAAAUAUUACAAAUAAUCUGUAUACGUAUCGUUUUAUCAUUAGCUAUACUUGAAUAAAGGCCCCCCAUUCCCUGAUCACUAGCUGGGUAUAUUAUAUAUAUACCUCGGUGUAUAUCCCCCAUUCCCUGAUCACUAGCUGGGUAUAUUAUUUAUUUAUAUAUAUAUAUAUAUAUACACCAUCCCCCUCGGUGUAUAUCCCCCAUUCCCUGAUCACUCGCUGUGUAUAUCCCCCAUUCCCUGAUCACUAACUGGGUAUAUUAUAUAUUCCUCGGUGUAUACACCCCAUUCCCUGAUCACUAACUGGGUAUAUCAUAUAUAUACUUCUGUGUAUACCCCCCAUUCCCUGAUCACUCGCUGGGUAUAUCAUAUAUACUUCUGUGUAUACCCCCCAUUCCCUGAUCACUCGCUGGGUAUAUCAUAUAUACUUCUGUGUAUACCCCCCAUUCCCUGAUCACUCGCUGGGUAUAUCAUAUAUACUUCUGUGUAUAUACCCCCCAUUCCCUGAUCACUAGCUGGGGAUAUUAUAUAUACCUCUGCGUAUAUACCCCCCAUUCCCUGAUCACUAGCUGGGGAUAUUAUAUAUACCUCUGCGUAUAUACCCCCCAUUCCCUGAUCACUAGCUGGGGAUAUUAUAUAUACCUCUGCGUAUAUACCCCCCAUUCCCUGAUCACUAGCUGGGGAUAUUAUAUAUACCUCUGCGUAUAUACCCCCCAUUCCCUAAUCACUAGCUGGGUAUAUUAUAUAUCUCUGUGUAUACCUCCCAUUCCCUGAUCACUAGCUGGGGAUAUUAUAUAUACCUCCCAUUCCCUGAUCACUAGCUGGGGAUAUUAUAUAUACCUAUGUGUAUACAUCCUAUACACUGCUGGUCUCGACCUUGUCAAUAUUGCCUGGUUCUCAUGUCAGUCAGUACUGGGCCUUGUCAAUAUGGCUGCCCCCCGUGUACAGUCUGUAUUGGGCCUUGUUGAUAUGCCCCCUCCCCCCCCACCCCCCUUGUACAGUCAGUACUGGGCCUUGUUUAUAUGGCUGCCCCUCCUGUCAGUCCGUAUUGGGCCUUAGUGAUGUGGCUGCCCCGUGUUCUGUCAGUAUUGGGCCUUGUUUAUAUGGCCUCCUCCCGUGUGCAGUCCAUGUUGGGCCUUGAUAUGGCUGCCCCCCCGUGUGCAGUCAGUAUUAGGCCUUGGCCGCUGUGGCGACAGUAACCUCGCCACUGGUACUUGGAGGGGCCUGCUUACCAGCCUCUUGCCCCAGGACUAUGGCCCAUGUGUUAGACCUGGCUUCAGGACUGUGGAAAGGCUUUGUUCAUUCCUUUUCCCUUCUACGGAUCAGUAGAUGGGGCUACCGAAUGUAUUAUGCUUAUGAUGUUUGUUUACCGAACAAAAAAAAACGAACAGUCGGACCACACACAAGUGGAGUGUGCAGCCUAUUUACUUCCCAGGCUGGUAGUUAACCGCAGCCAAAUUGACGAAACACUGGGUGGCCGACGUUCAUAAAGUUUAACACGUGGUGGUGGCCAUUUUGUUUUGUCGUUGAGUUCAUGGAAUUCUAAUCAGAUACGCAACGGCAGGAACACCCCUGAACAGUUACCUUCCAUGGAACACGGCUAUUCGAACAUGAGUCAAACGGCGUUCGGUGGAUGGGAGCCCACGAACAAGGGACACACACACUGACUAUGUUCAUCAACCGUUACGUUCGGUAAUUCGAAUGGUAUUUCAACAGUUUGAAAUAGACCGGCCGCACAGUCUAAUUCUCUUGAACUGUUUUUGGCAUGAAACCGUGCGGUCGGUCAGAAAGACUUCAAGGAAUUUCCUGAACCCCCUCCUCUGAUCUGGGUGACUUCAGAAUAUGUUGGUAGCCCUGAUCUGGGUGACUGUAAGGAAACCUAGUAUAUCCAAUACUCAUUCGGUAGUUUCCUUCCGAACAGUCAGAGCAUCAGAGACUAUAACUCUCCGUUCGGCAGAUAAAAUAAAUGAUUCCCAUACGGAUGCAAUAACUUUACCAGACAAUUCCCUUAGUAAAGCAUACGAAUACCCAAACAUCAGCCGGAGUCUAGAAGAUGGGUGCAACAGAACUGAGCUUUAAUUAUGCCACACUGGCUUUUAUGCAAGUCCCCAUGCAAGGGGACGUCCCACAGGGAGGGACAUGGUACAUCCAAUCAUUAACAGGGAAAACAUAAAACACUCCCAGCACAAACCUACAAUUCCCUCCCCUAGUCCAGGAGAUAAUUCAGUUAUUACUUUAUCAGACUUGAUUUAUAGAAAAAGUACCGUUUUACCCAAUAUUUAGAACACCCCUUUAUACACAUUGUAUCUCCACAAAUAUGUCCCCUGAUCAACAUAUUCAAAUUUAAACCCAGAUCGGUUCAGGGGUUUUCAAAAAGUAUGGAAGUCUUUCUUGACUGGCUAACCGUGAGGUUACUGCCCAAAACAAUUCCACGAGUUUGGGUGGUUUUGCCGGUUUAGUUCGUAAAGUUGCAAAAACUGAAUAAUUCCACGAACGGUUCCCCCAGCUCUUAGCAGCGAUUGUUCCCCUCAUUAAAAAUGAACACAAGUACCAAACAGCGUUCCUCUAGCUGUUCGUGAAAUAAAGAUCCAGUGUUCGGGAAGUUGAGUGUUCCGAUUUUUAGUUCCAGACACUCAAUGACCAAGUCCCGCUGCCUUCGUCCGCACAGGAAAAAAAGGCACAGGUAGAGGGUUCAAUUGAGGCAUGCUUUGAAGUUAACGAGCCAGGGGGGUGGUCUCUGUUCGGUAGUUACAUCUACCAAAUGAAAAGUGGAGAAAUACUGAACACAAAGAGGGAUUUCUUCACCGUGACCAUUGGGGGAUGUGACAUUUAUUGGGAUAUGUUGUGUUUUGGGGUACUUUUCAUACUGUACUCAUUUGUUGUGUUUUUACUGCCCGGACAUAAUUGAGUUACAUACAGGACUUGACUCAAUUAUAGGGAUCGACCGAUUAUCGGUUUUACCAAUAUUAUCGGCCAAUAAAGAUACGGAUAUUACUGAUAAUACAUAACAGGACCGCAGGACCCAUUACAAGCCCGGCGGUCCUGGGGGGCUGGCAGCAAGCUGUUACUUACCUUCCCAGCAGCUCCCUUCCGCUCCCUGUGUAAAUCUCACGUUACCAUGGCAGCGCUCCGCGCGGCACACAGACCACUACACACACACACUGCAUUCACUUUAUAUAUACACACACACACACACACACACACACACACAGCUCCCCUGUCUAAACACACUGCAUCCACUACAUGUGGCAUGUAUAUUUUGUGCAUUUACCUUUUUAGAAAUCGUAUAUUUUUUCAAAAUGGUGAAUGUACAGAAUAUCGGUAAGUUAUCACAUAUCGGCCUUAAAUUUCACAGAUUAUUGGUAUCUGCUCUAAAAAAAUAAAUAAAUAAAAAAAAUCAAUAUGGCCCGUCCCCCGUGUGCAGUCAGUAUUGGGCCUUGUUGAUGUGGCCCGUCCCCCGUGUGCAGUCCAUUACACAGGGAACUGAAGGGAGCUGCUGGAAAGGUAACAGCUUGCUGCCGGCCCCCACUGCUCAGUACAUGCCACUGGACCAUCAGGGAAUGCUAAAGCCCCCUUCCCUGGCCAGGUAACAAGCAGGGAGUGGGGGACAAAAAAAUAAAUAAAACACAUAAAUAUUAAAAAUAAAAUGACAAAAUGCCCCCCUUCCUCCCAUUUUACACAAAUUACAUCCCAUCAGAAACACAUACACACUCUGCAAUAACUAUACACACACUGCAUUCACUUUAUGCACACACAGCUCCCCUGUCUAAACACACUGCAUCCACUACAUGUGGCAUGUAUAUUUUGUGCAUUGACCUUUUAGAAAUCGUAUAUUUUUUUUCAAAAUGGUGAAUGUACAGAAUAUUGGUAAGUCAUCAGAUAUCGGCCUUAAAGUUCACAGAUUAUCGGUAUCUGCUCUAAAAAAAUAAAUAAAAAUCAAUAUGGCCCAUCCCCUGUGUGCAGUCAGUAUUGGGCCUUGUUGAUGUGGCCCGUCCCCAGUGUGCAGUCAGUAUUGGGCCUUGUUGAUGUGGCCCGUCCCCAGUGUGCAAUCAGUAUUGGGCCUUGUUGAUGUGGCCCGUCCCCAGUGUGCAGUCAGUAUUGGGCCUUGUUGAUGUGGCCCGUCCCCAGUGUGCAGUCAGUACUGGGCCUUGUUGAUGUGGCCCGUCCCCAGUGUGCAGUCAGUAUUGGGCCUUGCUGAUGUGGCCCGUCCCCAGUGUGCAGUCAGUAUUGGGCCUUGCUGAUGUGGCCCGUCCCCAGUGUGCAGUCAGUAUUGGGCCUUGCUGAUGUGGCCCGUCCCCAGUGUGCAGUCAGUAUUGGGCCUUGUUGAUGUGGCCCGUCCCCCGUGUGCAGUCAGUAUUGGGCCUUGUUGAUGUGGGUCCCCGUGUGCAGUCAGUAUUGGGCCUUGUUGAUGUGGCCCGUCCCCGUGUGCAGUCAGUAUUGGGCCUUGUUGAUGUGGUCGUCCCAGUGUGCAAUCAGUAUUGGGCCUUGUUGAUGUGGCCCGUCCCCGGUGUGCAGUCAGUAUUGGGCCUUGCUGAUGUGGCCCGUCCCCAGUGUGCAGUCAGUAUUGGGCCUUGCUGAUGUGGCCCGUCCCCCGUGUGCAGUCAGUAUUGGGCCUUGCUGAUGUGGCCCGUCCCCCGUGUGCAGUCAGUAUUGGGCCUUGUUGAUGUGGCCCGUCCCCCGUGUGCAGUCAGUAUUGGGCCUUGUUGAUGUGGCCCGUCCCCAGUGUGCAGUCAGUAUUGGGCCUUGUUGAUGUGGCCCGUCCCCCGUGUGCAGUCAGUAUUGGGCCUUGCUGAUGUGGCCCGUCCCCAGUGUGCAGUCAGUAUUGGGCCUUGUUGAUGUGGCCCGUCCCCGGUGUGCAGUCAGUAUUGGGCCUUGUUGAUGUGGUCCGUCCCCAGUGUGCAGUCAGUAUUGGGCCUUAUUUUUAACUGUUCCACUGUUAUAUGAAAAUUGCUCACAUAUACUAUGAUUGAGAUCUUCGCCACUGUUUUAAUUAGUGUAACCCCUAAAGUAUUGUACUAGGUAAAAAAAAAAGGAAAAUGGUAGAGGGGAAAAAUACAUUAAGUAAAACAAAUCAUUUAAUUAUUACGUAUACUGGGAUAUAUAAGUGCAAACCUAAUGACAUUUCUAUGUAUGACACGAUUUAACACAUCUAGUUUAAAAUGUAUUAAUAGUAUAAAUAGACAUUCUACUUCUAUCUGGAUUCUAAUGUAUCAGAGUCCUGACCUUAGACAAAAAAGGAAAAUAAUGUGGCUGGAAAUAGCUAAACUGCAACCUUGUGGUCAAUGCCAGCAAAUAGCGACAUAAAGCCAUCACUCGAUAUGGGAAAUACUGCAUGGAAUAGAUUAAUACGCCCGUAUGUUAGCAUGGGUGAGUCUGGGUGCCACAUGAAUCUAAUUUGCAGUGCAGGAAUAAUAAUAAUAUGAGAAAAGGCAAUAAAUUCUAAAACUGUAGGUUGUAUAAUAUAAAGGAUCCCACUUGAUAAACGAAACGUAGUGUUUGGUUUACACAAUACUACAAGACCGAUACUGUAAUAUUAAAAUGCCCCUAAUCUCAGUCUAAAACCAAGAGGGAAAAUAUUGCAUAAAAAUAGUGUGUAAUAUCAAGGAUCCAAUCGUUUACAAUUCACUUAAACCCCAUCAUUCGAAAAAACUGCAUUAAACGAGAAUGGAUGGACAUAUAACAGAUCUCAAAGUCUUUGGUCCACUCCAAUUAACUGGAGUGCACUGUAAUAUUAAAGGGACACUAUAGUCACCAUAGCAACUACAGCUUAUUGAAUUUGUUCUGGUGAGUGGAAUCAUUACCUUCAGGCCUUUUGCUGUAAACACGGUCUUUUCAGAGAAAAUGCAGUAUUUACAUUACAGCCUAGUGAUAACUUCACUGGCCACUCCUCAGAUGGCUGUUAGAGAUCCUUCCUGGGUCAUGGCCGCCUAAAAUGCAUCCAAACAUUCAGUAUCUCCUCCCUCUGCAUGCAGACACUGAACUUUCCUCAUAGAGAUACAUUGAUUCAAUUCAUCUAUAUAAGGAGAUGCUGAUUGGCCAGGGCUGUGUUUGAAUCAUGCUGGCUCUGCCCCUGAUCUGUCUCUUUGUCAGUCUCAGCCAAUCCUAUGGGGAAGCAUUGUGAUUGGAUCAGGCCACCACUUCUAAUGAUGUCAGCAAACUGCUUGUUUUUCUGAGGGAAACAGCAUGCAGAGCUACAGCUUCAGGCUUGACUACAAGUAAGAUUUUACUAUUUUUAGGGAGGCAUCAUGGCUCUAUGGUGGUUUUAAUACUAUUGGGUCAGGAAUACGUUUGUGUUCCUGACCCUGUAGUGAUCCUUUAAGGUAUUACUCCAACCACCAUGACCACUUUAGUGAUUUGAUGUGGUCAUGGUGGUAGGAGUAUGAAUGUGCAGUGUUUCAGCUUGAAUUUUUUUUUUGGUGUCCUUAUUUUUAUAAAUAUUGCAGAUUAUAAAAUCAGACACCGGUCCUGUUACUUCCUGGUUUGGUUAGCUCAGUGGAGAUAAACUCAAGAGGCAGCAAUUGCCCAGAGCACCUGCCUUGCAAAGACUUCUCAUUGAGCUGCAUUUGAAGUCUGUGAUUGGACUAGAAGAUGAGGGUUUGCAGAGGCUGCAGACAAGAGAUCUGCAGCUAUUACAAGAUGUUUUUAGAUAUAACCCCAAUGAAAAAAUAUGUAAUUAAAUGCAUAUAUGUUUUCAUUGGGAGUAUAUCUACUAAAUAGUCAUUCUUUAUCUUGUUUUUUUUUUUUUUUUUUAUGGAUGCUGAUAUUGCACUAGAUGUAGCUAUAUGCGUGUACCUGAAUAUAAGAGAAACAUAAAUAUAUCUUGGGUUAUUUGAGAAGAGUAAUAAGUUUGGGAUUAAUAUUGAAGUAUUUCCCUCUCCCUCCAGAAACCUGGACAAGCACAUGGGGCAGCCGGCCUUCCAGACUGGAUGACCUAUCAUGUCAAUUACUGGUUCUCCUGUCCCAGACCUCAUGCAUCCAGACUUUCUCUCAUCCCUGUCCCUCUAAAUCCAACACCAAACUCCACACCACGAGACUGCAAUGAGCUGGCUCAGUAAGCUGAAUCCUCGGGGGUCCAGCAACAAAUCAGGUCGAAAUGCCAACCUCCAGCCACAGGUCACUGCUGACCCAGAGACCUGCCUUAUGGUUUUCAAGAAUCACUGGUCCCAGGUGAGUGAGGUAGUGGCCAUGUCCACUGGUUUUCUCCCUCUGGCUGAGGUGUCUGUACCAAACUCAAGAUUUGCUUCCCACUCAUUAACAUCAUGAGAGGUAGUCGGCAGAGAGCUCAACCCACUGUAUGUAUUAACCCUAAAACAUUUAGCAGGAGUCACUGUGGACUAAUAUUCCUGUUUACAUGCAAACAUUACUUAGAUUUGUAUGAACUUGAUUCUGGUGUCAACUCACAGGAGGCUUUGCACGGCUUUCAAAAAAUGUUAAAUAAACAAUAUAACUCAAUAAAAACCCACAUACAUAAUAUUCACAGCAACACAUUAGCAUACCGUGAAAAAACUGUCUAAAGCUCUGCUAGCACUGAGCCCCAGAAUUACAUUUACCGCACUCACAUCACAUAUAGACAAUAACAUAUCAGAAACAAGAAUUCCUCCAGACCAGCUCAUAUCUAGCAAUACAAAAGUAGGAUUUUAACAAACCUCAAUGUUUCUCCCUGUUGAUUAGGAUAUAUCGAAAGAUUUGCAUAGAUUUGCCAGUUUCAUUUUUCUCUCCAUCCCUUGAUGCUCACUACUCCUGUCCUCAGAUGUUAGUGGGCUGUGUCCUCCGCAUGAUACACAUCCUCAAUGACAUCACUGGAAGGGAGUGACAUGGCCUUACUGGACCGUCCUAUAUCGUGAAAAUAAUUGAGUUUAAUUAACAUGCUUAAAUUACUUAUUGUGUGACGAGCAACUGACAUUGACAGACUUAAGCACAUAAUCCUAAACCUCAAGUUUCUAAUGUACAGAACGGGUAGUAGAUACCUGGAAUAGCCUUCCAGUUGAACCAGUAAAGCCUUUCUGGGGUUUUUGAAAAAGUAGUAUCUAUGUGGAAUUGCCUUCCAGUGGAGGCAUUAAAGGGGAGCAACUCUUGGGAAGCAACAGUGUAGACAAUUUGUUUAUUUUUCAGAUACUUCAGAUCUUGGAACGUCAUGGCCACUCUACAGAGCCCGUGACCCCAGAUGACCUGAGUUGUGUAAAGAACAAUACGUAUCAGAUGCUAAGCCUCCUAGCAGAGGAACGGCCCCGGGAAGGAGAGAGCCCAGGGCCAAUUCUGGGGUACAUGGCAUCUGAGGGAAUAAUGGAGAGACUGCUGAGGUGGCAUUUACAGAGAGACUUCACGGAGGACAAGAAGGUAAUGAUAAAGCAGUCCCUUCCCAACAACCUUUGCUUAUCGUUAAUUAGAGGAAAAAUGCAUUGGCUAUGUGUUCAGUUAGUAAUCCUUUAAUUACAAUACAGUAUGCUGUUUUUGUCUUAUCUAUUUCCACUCUAACUCAAUAUGGUUUCUCAUUUAGCCAUCCUACUAUACUUUCAAAUCAUUAUCUCUCCCAUAGUCUCUAUCCCCAAUCAUUCUCUCCCAUAAAAUGUGAAGUAAAAUAGGGAAAGCACUCAAACAAUAAUAAAAGUUAACACAAACGUAGGUGGAAACAAUCCUAAAAUAUAAAUAAAAAGAAAGACCAUAGGUAAUACAGUCCCACACUCGUGUAAAGAAACAGAUUACUGGUCCAACUCACAUGCUGCUGAGCCACUUAAAAGGCUGGCUCAGACAUGAAGCUUUAAGCUGUGGGUACAGUGGAUCCUUGUUGUAAACUGGAGGCUUCCAAUUUGUGUUCUCGAUACUCCACCACAUAAAAUGCAGGAGAUGCAUAGCAAAAAACACGAUUUUAUUGGAUUAACAUUAAAAGCUAAUACAUUUAGAAACAAGGAAAGUCCACAUGCAACUUGACGUGUUUCGGCUAAUAGCCUUUCUCAAAAGUGGUUAGUUCUGUUCUCCUUUAUGAUCUCGUUUAUAAAUGUAGUUUUGGCGCCUUUUCCUGGUGAAUUUCUGUGUCUGUUUCUGCUUUCUUCAUCAUCCGACGCUUCCAGUUUCGUGCAUCCUUGCGUCUUGACGGUAUCGGCAUGAUGAUGCGGGAUCCAGAAAUUAUCAAGCUGCCAUAUUUGUAAGUCCGUUCUUGACAGUAAUUAAAUACAAAGGAAGGCAACAUACUAAUACUUGUAUCAAUAUUUAUAUAUGGGUAGAUAAUCAAAAGGUAGAAUUGAUCUCCAAAAACAUAAUGCAACUUUAAAAAGGGAAAAGGGGGACAUGAAAGAAAGAUAAGAUGUGUAAUAAGCAGAGAAAUAAAACACACAUAUAAAUUUAAUAUUAGAUGUUUUUAAGAGCUGGGGAAACAUGCAUAAAAAGGAAUUCGGAUUAUAUAUUAUUAUUAUUAUUAUUAUUAUUAUUAUUAUUAUAAAAUUUUUUUUUUUUUUUUUUUUUACAAGUUUUAUUUGCAAAUAAAGGGAACUGCGAUGGGGACCAGAUUUGCCCCAAGCUCUGCAAAUCUUUUCAUGUCCCUCAUGUCUUCUCCAGGGAGGACAUUGGGACAAGUCUGGUCCUCUACAAACGCUACAUAGAUGAUAUUUUUAUUAUAUGGAAGGGGACUGAGGAAUCUCUUUUAAAUUUUAUUAACAGUCUAAAUAUAAAUAACUGGAAUAUUAAAUUGACUUGAGAUCAGAUCAUGAGACCAGUCCACUGAAAGUCAACUUUUUACAUAUAUAUAUGUUGAAUCAAAUAAAGAUUUUUUUUAUUUUUUUUUUUAAGCAAGUAGACGUCAACAGUUUUAUAGAUUUUAAUAGUUGCCAUUUUAAGCUUUGGCUGGCCAACGUACCUAAAAGGCCAGUUCCUAAGGUUAAGAGGGACUUGUCCAGAAAUAGAACAAUACAAGUGUAAGUCAAAGGUUUUAAAAACUCAAUUUAUGGAGAAAGAAUAUAAUUCCAACUCAUUACAAGAAAUAUGUGAACAAAUUGAAAAGGAACCAACAGAACCCCUAUUAAAAUAUAAAACUAAAAAAACAAAUAGGAAGAAAAACAAAUUCCUUAGAUUUUAAAAUUUUGUUUCAACAAUAAUAAGCUGCGCAAAAUUAUUUAGAAAAAUUGGCAUAUUUUAGAAGAUCGUUAUAUUAACAAAUUUUUAGGAAAUAGACUGAAAAUUAUCUUUUAGAGGGGCUAAUAUUUUUUGUAAAUAUGAUUUUUAUUUCCUGUAUUUGGGAGUAAAAGGGGAGUAUCAUGCAGACUCGCAGGUCUGUAUUUUGUAGUCAACGUAAAGAAAACAAUCAACAGGCGGGCACGCAGGCCCAACAACAAAGUCGGACUCGCAGGUCCCUUGUGUCAACAUUAAAGCUUAUGUGGGUGAACCCCCCUCCCAGGUUGUUCUCAGGAAUCACGUGUUCCCUUGCUGUUUGAAGCUGAAUAUCCACCUUCAGCCAGUCUGCUAGCCCUUCAGGCCGGGCAUGGUCCCUCCAAUUGUCUACCUCUAUACUGUCUGAUGCUCUCCCCGCUGUUGCCCCCCUAGUAUUCAGGUGUGCAUGGUUGUAUUAUCUGUGCGUGCGGGAGGGACAAGCACGGUCCGGUCGUUACGUGUUCUUAUAAGGUCAUGUCUAGUGAGGACCUUAGUUAUCGACGGACUGUAGUGAUAUAGUGGGCAGGAGUCCUGUUUCGGAGGGGGAUAUGAGUACUGGGGAGUGUGUUUCCAAUGUCUGUUUAACCUGUGCGACAGUUGGGUGGUGUCCCUAGUUUUAAUAUAUGAGAGGGGAGGGGUAAGGAAGGAGGAGGAGGGUCUGUCUGUCGUCCAUGUGCCUAUCCAGCCUGUGUAGCUCCCUGUCAUUAGGUAUGGAGCAGAAAGUCUUGUUUCGUCGUGGUCAAUAUCCAGUGGGUCCAGAUGUCUAAGUAUGUCUGAUGUUGUUUUUCAGUAGCUAACAUGGCGAGCUCUUCUACCGCUCGUAGUUCUUCCAUGUGGGUGAACCAUUUAAGUAUGGAAGGGGUCUCUUUUUUUUUCUUCCAGUAUUGUGGUAUAGUUUGCUUAGCCAUGUUUAGAAUUCGAAUUGUAAGGGACUUUUUGUAUUUAGAAAUCGGUAUGGUCGUGUGGUGGAGCAGCAUUGCUGCCGGAUCUAGUGGUGGUGGGUUGUCAGUGAAGCGGGAGGCUAUUUUAUUGAUUUUCCUCAAGAAUGGUUGUACGAGUUCACAUGCCCACCAAAUGUGUAGGGGCGUGCCCGUUGCCUUGGCGCACCGCCAGCAUAGGCUUGACCCAUGAGCAUGCGUGUAUUGAGUCGUGUCUGGGGUACAAUACCAUUGCGUGAGUAUCUUAUAUGCUGUCUCCUGACUCUUGCUGAAAAUGGAGCAGUGGUGGGUGACCUCACAAAUCUUUUCCCAAUCAGCCCCACUAAAUGUGUGAUUAAGGGCCUCCUCCCAUUUCCCCAUAAAGCGUGGCGCGGCCAUGGGUGUGAGCGUUUGUAGGAGGGCGUAGAGGUGCGAGAUGCCAUGUGGCAGUGGGUCAGGGUCUGCGCAUAGUUGCUCGUAAGCGGUGAGUUCCCUAGUGAGGGCUCCUGCGCGGGGCAGGGUCUUUACAUAGCUCGCCAGCUGUGCGUAGCGGAAGGGUCCGUGCCCGGCGGGAAGUCAGGAUUAUGUGUGAGGGGAAGUAAUGGGGACGGGUGUGUGGAGAGCGUGUGUCUACCGGCAUUGCCUCGCCAUAUCUUCAGAGUCGUUUUCGUAUAUGUGGAGUAGUGCGUUUCCCUUCCGUCCGUCCCUACAGGGAGCCACGGGAUAAGGGCGGCUGGGAGCUUAGCUACCCCCUCCUCUACCUGUUUCCAUAGUUUGCUGACCCCAGUCUUGGACCACUCCGCAACACGUUGCAGGUGGCAUGCCUUGUAGUAUAGUCGGAAGUCCGGUAGAGCCAGACCCCCUCUGUGCUUGGGUUGAGUUAGCAGUGUGUAUUUCAGUCUGGGUCUCCUCCCAUCCCAAACAAAAGCUCCUAAAGCCUGUCGAAGUGUGGCGAAGAACGAGGAUGGGAUUGUGAUGGGCAGGGCCUGGAAGAGGUAAAGUAGUCUCGGUAGAAAAUUCAUUUUUAUUACUUGAAUUCUACCCAGCCAGGAGAUGUGCGGGAGGGCCCGUUCCCUCAUGUCUGUACGGAACUUAGCUAGUAUCGGGGCGAAAUUCGCUGUGAAUAGCUCCGAUUCCUUAACGGUCAGCCAAGUGCCGAGGUAUCGGAUUUUGUCCGUGGCCCAUUGGAACGCAAAACUCCGUCGGAGCUGUGCAGAUCUCCUUGCGGGUAUGCUUACGUUUAAGAUAUAGGACUUUGAGAAGUUAAUCUUGUACCCCGAAAACCCUCCAAAGGCCUGGAACUCCUGCAUUAAAUUGGGGAGGGAGACUUCCGGGUGGGUUAUGAAGAAUAGUAGGUCAUCCGCAUAAGCGGCUAGUUUAUGUUGUGUGUCUCCUAUGUGUACCCCCUUGAUGUCCGGGUGGUGUCGGAUUGUGGUUAGUAGGGGUUCUAAAGCCAGAACGAAUAGCAGUGGGGACAGGGGACACCCCUGUCGCGUACCGUUGUAUAUCGGGAACGCCUCUGUGGGUGCCCCGUUGACCAGGACAUGCGCCGUCGGGUGAGUGUAUAGGGCCUUAAUCCAUCCUCGCAGGUAUGGUCCCAUACCCAUGUGUGACAACGUCUGGAACAUAUACGCCCAGCAGACCCUGUCAAAGGCCUUCUCCGCGUCCGUGGACAGCAGGAGAAGGCCUGUGUCUUCCCCUGAUUUUCUGUGCAUAAUCGUGAGGGCCCUGAUGGUGUCGUCCCUGGCUUCCCGACCCAUCACAAACCCCACCUGGUCCGCAUGAACCAGAGAGGGCACGUGCACCUGGAGCCGGGCCGCCAGGACCUUUGCCAGUAGUUUGAUGUCAUUGUUUAUGAGGGAGAUGGGCCGGAAGCUCCCGCAGUGCCCUCUUUCGGAAUUAUGGUGAUGUGGGUCAUGAGUGCCUGUGCAGGUAAUUCAUGUCCCUCUCUGAUGGCGUUGAACAUGGCCAGUAGUGGGGGAUACAGGGUCUGGGCAUAGCUUUUAUAAUAUUUGAGGGGCAGGCCAUCGGGACCUGGGCUCCUACCCGGUUUCAUGGAUUUGAUUGCGAGUGCUAGUUCCCCCAUGGAUAUUGGUUCGUCUAGUUGAUCUGCCGUGUCGGCCUCCAGGGAGGGGAGCCUAUGGGUCUUUAGGUAGUCUCUAUUGAGGUCUGUAGUGAUCGUGACUGUGCGUCUGUGUGUGGGCGUGGAAGGGAGUAGAGUUCCGCGUAAUAUGUGCGAAUGAUUUCCUGAAUCUUGGCCGGAUGUCUGUGUAGGACCCCUGCCUUGUCGCGGAUCCUGUCUAUAUAUACGUGUCUUGUCGUCUUUUGGCCAGCAUGCGCGCUAGAAGCUUUCCGCUUUUGUUUCCAUGUAUUGCAAAGAAAGCCCUGUUUCGCAAUGCGUCCCUUUGAUGAGUGGAGUGGAGGAGAGUGGUCAGUUUUAUUAUUGUUUGAGUGUGUUCACUAUUUUAUUCCACAUUGUGCACUUCGUGUGUUUAGAGUGAUCCACACAGGUGAUUGUAGCACCAUAUUUUACCUUUUUCUUACUGUUGUAUAUUUAUACUACUAUUGUUUUAAAUUCUCUCCCGUAUUCUUUAUCCCUAAUCCUUAUCUCUCCCGUAUUCUCUAUUCCUAAUCCUUCUCUCCCGUAUUAUCUAUCCCCAAUCAUUAUCUCUCCCGUAUUCUCUAUCCCUAAUCCUUCUCUCCCGUAUUCUCUAUCCCUAAUCCCCCUCUCUCGUAUUCUCUAUCCCUAAUCCUUCUCUCCCGUAUUCUCUAUCCCUAAUCCUUCUCUCCUGUAUUCUCUAUCCCUAAUCCUUCUCUCCCGUAUUCUCUAUCCCUAAUCCCCCUCUCUCGUAUUCUCUAUCCCUAAUCCUUCUCGCACGUAUUCUCUAUCCCUAAUCCUUCUCGCACGUAUUCUCUAUCCCUAAUCCUUCUCGCACGUAUUCUCUAUCCCUAAUCCUUCUCUCCCGUAUUCUCUAUCCCUAAUCCUUCUCUCCCGUAUUCUCUAUCCCUAAUCCUUCUCUCCCGUAUUCUCUAUCCCUAAUCCUUAUCUCUCCCGUAUUAUCUAUCCCCAAUCAUUAUUUGCUACGGAGGUAGGCGGAGGAGUUUGGCCUGGUGUGUGGGGAGUUGGUGUUGCUUGUUAAGUGUGUCUGCUUGUUCUAUGUCCGACAGCAAAGCGGCCAUGCGGGCCUCUCUCUGUUUCUUCACGAGUGUGCUUUUUUUGGAUAAAAUGCCCCCUUAUGACACACUUGUGUGCCUCCCAGCGUAUGGUGGGGGGGGGGUUUGUUCGCAGGUGUUGUUUGUAAAGUAAUCCUGUAGUGUCUUCCCAAUGUCGGAUGUGACCGUUGGGUUGGUGAGCAGUGAUUCAUUUAACCUCCACUUGGAGAUCUUGGGUCUAUGGAUGGGGGAGUGUAAGGGCUAAUAAUUUUAAACACAUUUUAACCAAGAGUUUUUUAGAUCAAGAAAAUUAUUAAUGGGACUUAAAAUUCAUUUUUAAAAAAAAAAGAAAAUGGCUUUUAUUACUGUAUGAACUGUCAAGGAUGCACUUUAAGACAAAAUAGGAAUCAAAAAAGUUUCUAAAUUCAUUUAGAAACCAUCAAGAAUAUCUCAUUAAAUCAUUUAUAACAUGUAAUUCCACUACCAUCAUUUUAUAUGCGUACACGUCCCCGUGGAUUCCAGUACAUUGGGAAAACAUCACGGGCUCUUAAAAUACGCAUUAGAUAUCACAUCUAGAACAUCAAUAGCAAAUUCUGUCAACGUAGCGUAUCCAAGCAUUUCUUGGAACCCCAUGGCGGUCAUGCUGGUGAACUAGAAGGGGUUAAAGCACAUUGGAAGUCUCCUCCGUAAAUCUCAAAUGAGGUGGACCUUUAACAUUGAUACCCUGCUACCUCAUGGCUUAAAUGCCGAUUUUGAAAUUUAAUUCCUGUAUUUAAAAUAAAAAACAAACAAAAAAAAUCUUUAAGUGUUUUACCAUGCUUCCUCUUUUUUAUGCAGGUUUUCCCAGCUUUUAAAAACUUCUAAUAUUACAUUUAUUUGUGUAUGUGUGGUGUGUGUUUUUUUUUUUUUUUAAUACAUCUUCUCUUCCUUUCAUAUCCCCUUUUCCUUUUUUUUUUUUUUUAAUGCUGCAUUAUGUUUUUGGAGAUCAAUUCUACUUUUUGAUUAUCUACCAUAAAUAUUGAUACAAGUAUAAGUAUGUUGCCCUACUUUGUAUUUAAUUGCCGUCAAGAAUGGACUUACAAAUACAACCGCUUGAUAAUUUCUGGAUUCUGCGUGAUCACGCCAUGACGCAAGGAUGCAUGAAAUUGGAAGUGUCGAACGCAUGAUGAUGACGAAAGUGGAAACACAUGGUGGAAAAGGCACCAAAACUACAUUUAUAAAAGAGAUCAUGGAGGAGAAAGGCUACCCGCUAAAACGCGUCAAGUUGCAUGUGGACCUUACUUGUUUUCCUUGGCUUUUAAUGUUAAUCCAAUAAAAUCGUGGUUUUUGCUAUGCAUCUCCUGCAUCCUGGAUUUUAUGUGGUGGAGUAUUGGGAACACAAAUUGGAAGCCUCCAGUUUACAACAAGGAUCCACUGUACCCACAGCUUAAAGCUUCUAGUCUGAGCCAGCUUUUUAAGUGGCUCAGCAGCAUGUGAGUUGGACCAGUAAUCUAUAUUUUUUUUUUUGUUUUUUUGUUUUUUUUUUAAACAAAAGUGUGUAACUGUAUUACCUAUGGGCUUUCAUUUUAUUCAUAUUUUAGGAUUGUUUCCACCUACGCUUGUGGUAACUUUUAUUAUUGUUUGAGUGCGUUCACUAUUUUAUUCCACAUUGUGCACUUUGUGUGUUUAGAGUGAUCCACACAGGUGAUUGUAGCACCAUAUUUUACCUUUUUCUCACUGUUGUAUAUUUAUACUACUAUUGUUUUAAAUUCUCUCCCGUAUUCUUUAUCCCUAAUCCUUAUCUCUCCCGUAUUCUCUAUUCCUAAUCCUUCUCUCCCGUAUUAUCUAUCCCCAAUCAUUAUCUCUCCCGUAUUCUCUAUCCCUAAUCCUUCUCUCCCGUAUUCUCUAUCCCUAAUCCCCCUCUCUCGUAUUCUCUAUCCCUAAUCCUUCUCACGUAUUCUCUAUCCCUAAUCCUUCUCUCCCGUAUUCUCUAUCCCUAAUCCUUAUCUCUCCCGUAUUCUCUAUCCCUAAUCCUUAUCUCUCCCGUAUUCUCUAUCCCUAAUCCUUAUCUCUCCCGUAUUAUCUAUCCCCAAUCAUUAUCUCUCCCAUAUUCUCUAUCCCUAAUCCUUAUCUCUCCCGUAUUCUCUAUCCCUAAUCCUUCUCGCCCGUAUUAUCUAUCCCCAAUCAUUAUCUCUCGCGUAUUCUCUAUCCCUAAUUAUUCUUUCCCGUAUUCUCUAUCCCUAAUCAUUAUCUCUCAUAUUCCCUCACCAGUAAUUAUCUUCUCCAUACACUCUCUCCCCAUAGUUAUCGCUCCGUAUCUUAUUCCUAUCCUGUUUAUUAUUUGUCCUCAGUUAUUGUCCCAACCGCCCCCCCCCCACCAAAUCAAGGGCACCUUCCAUAUUGUCGAGAGUUACACUUCUCUUUAACAAUGUAAAUGUUGCCUAAAUUUGGAGAACAUUCUUUGGCUCAGCAUGUCUAUUUACGCUCCCAGGCAGUCCGUGGCGUCCAAUUUUGUCCACAAUUGAUAAUGCUAAAGUGAUAUGAAAUAAUCACAGCAUCGUGGAACCCAGUGAGAAACCGCUUGAAAACGAUUUGAGACCGAACCAGAGAACAACGUCUGGGUCCUGCUAACACUAUACCCACCUCAGCUGGCUAUGAUACUCAGAUGAUUGCAACCUUAAUUACAGCAGUAAUAUUUUCUAAGGUUUUAGUGUUAUGAGGGACACUGUAAUGGUAUUUUAUUAACUUGUAAUAUAUGCCAUGCCUGCUCUAAAACAUUACAUCUGAAUGCCUUGAAAACCUUUCCUCUCCUCCUGUCUGCAGGUGGAGCAGCUGAAGUUGUAUGAAAUGCUGAUCAGCCAGUCCCACCAACCCUUGCUCCGCUACCAGCCAGUGCUGCGCCCACUAGUAACGCUGCUGGGCACCUUCUCCCCUGGGCCAGCAUCUCCCAUCUUGGAGAAUAGCCUGGUGCUGCUGCUGAACCAGCUGUGUGUGUCACUGGCAAGGGAACCUUCCACCCUAGAGCUCUUCUUCCAGGACUCUGUGGGGCAUGAAGGGCCAGCCAACCUGCUCAUCUUCUCACUACUGGUUCCUUUCAUCCACCACGAGGGUGUUAUUGGUCAGCAGGCCCGCGACGCACUUCUCCUCAUCAUGGCCAUGUCUUCAAGCAAUCCCACUAUGGCCAGAUACAUCACGGAGAACUCCUUCUUCUGUCCGGUGAGUGGUGCAUGAUGCGUGUUAUGACUGUAUAUGUGUUUACUGGGGCCCCAGCUUUUAUCUGGAAAUUUACACAUAUAGAUUUGAAUGCUACCUUAUUAGAAGGGAUACAAUUUUCAAACGUUUAAACUAAAUACUGUCUAAAAAUAGAUAACAAGUUUCCACUCCUGAACAGAACUUGCAUAUUGAAUAUCAGUUGCAGAUCUGUUGGCAAUUUACAGAGGGUCUGUCACCAAAAAUAAUUUAUGAGCAUUUAAUAAGAUACAAUCUUUCUGAAAUACUCCGAAAGACUGCAUUUGACCUAAAGAAAUAAGAUAGCAGUGCCUGCAGGGGACUGCUUAAGCUAAAUAUAAUCUAUAACUGAUCAAAGCUGAGUGUGACUUACAGUGUGUGUCUGCCACCAUUCUGCACUCUGUGUGCUAAGACCCGAGGGAGUGGUUACUGUGGCCUGCGCUUGAUGGAAGUGCAGACCACUCACUCCAGAAAUUAGGGACUUUACUCUACAAUUGACUCCCAUGUAGUCUAGCCUACCCUCUUUGCAGAAAGCUUUGUUGAAAGAUGGGGGGUUCGACACAGCACAAACAGCCUGCAAUCAUCACAUGUAUAAAACUUGCACACAGCCAUAUAACUUAAUAGAUAUAUUGCACGCAGCUAGCACACCUUGCACGCAGCUCGGAUCACACGCGUAUUAGACAAAACUAGGAUCACAUAUGCAUUGUGAUUGGAAUAAGUGUGUCAGUGAAUAGAGACUGCUCGAACACAUUGAUGGCUGGGAUUGGAGUGAGUGUGUCAGUGAAUAGAGACUGCUCGAACACAUUGAUGGCUGGGAUUGGAGUGAGUGUGUCGGCCCUGUUUGUCAUGGCAGCCUGCCCGUGGCCUGACUCUGUUAUUCCAGGUGUAAGCUGAGCUGACGAGCAGGGGGAGGUGUCGGUCUCUGCUAGAGGAAAGAUUUUUGCUUUCUAUCCUGUCACAGGCAAAGAAAGUGACUCUUUACUCGUUUUGGCUUAAUUAUGUUCAGUGGGCAUUUGGCCGGGCACGGUGGGUUCUUUUACCUCUCCCCUCUGCAAUAUGUGUCAGGCUGCACUGGGCUAUCAAUAAAAUUGUAGAACUGUUUAACCUCCCUGUGCUGAAAAUAGAACGGCUCACGUUGGUGAUUAACCAGCUGUGCUCUAGCAGCAGCUACGAGUGGGCCCAGCUGGCACUGUGGCCUGGUGACCAGCAUGCCAGCUAGACACUCCCUGUAUCAUGGAAUGCGGCCCCUCCCUGUUACUGACUUCACACUGGGGCCUGGCUCUGUGCCUGCAUUCCUCCCAGUCACUGCCUGGGGAAAACUCUGCCUGCAACCUCUUCCUGUAAAUUCAGCUCCGAGCUACAGCAGACACCAUUACCUGAGCUUACUGACACCCUGAUUCUAACGUGAACACAUUACCCACACCCUAUUGUACUUACUGACACCCCAAUACUACCGUGCACACAUUACCCACACCCAACCGUAUUUACUGACACAAUUAUUACUUUCACCCUUUGUAAACAAGAACACCCUGCACUGAUUACUGACUAAUAAGAUAAUGUAAUGUAAGAGCACACUCAGAACUAGUAAUGAGAUAACGUUGGAGCUCACUCGGAUCUAAUUGUAGCAGAAUGGAGACCUCCAAGUACUUUUUUAAAUUUACUUUCCCCUUAUAUUCACAUCUUUCAUCCUUGUUUUGUUCAGGAGACGUCAUACGAACAGAAUUCCUUAGUCUCCCGAACGAAGACCACCCCUGUACCCCAUUAGAACGUUUAUACCGACCACUUAAUUGCGAAACCGCAAGGGAAGUAAUGAAUGCUUUUCCGGGUGGCCGCCAUUUCGUAUAACCGAACACAGACCUGCCAGGACACCUAUUUCCCUGGAACUGUUUUGGGCUAGCGCCUCAUGCCUGGCCGGUCAAAACUUUACCUCUGUGGCAUUUCCGUUUCACCGAACCGAUUUGCGUGAUUCUUGGAAAUGUUAUACACUCAGCUCAGGGCUAUCGAGGAAUGUACUUUUUGUGGGGUUCCUACGUGUAUAAUUAAAGUUUGUUGUUUUUUUUUUUUUUUUCUCAGGCAAUUCUCUCUCAGGCACAGAGGAUCCUGGGAUUGAAACCCCUGUAUUGUUGUGUUAAAGACCCCUUGCAUGGGACUAGGCAUAAAAGCAGUGUGUGAGGCAUUAAACCCCCAGAACUGUGUCAUCCAUUACCCACACCCUACCGGACUUACUGACACCCUGAUCCUACCAUGAACAUUACCCACACUCUACCAUACUUACUGACACAAUUAUUAUUUUCUCCCUUUCUAAACAAGAACACCCUGCACUGAUUUCUGACUAAUAAGAUAAUGUAAUGUAAGAGCAGACUCAAAUCUAGUAAUGAGGUAACGUAGGAGCACACUCAGAUCUAAUAAUGAGGUAACAUUGGAGCACACUCAGAUCUAAUAAUGAGGUAACAUUGGAGCACACUCAGAUCUAAUAAUGAGGUAACAUUGGAGCACACUCAGAUCUAAUAAUGAGGUAACAUUGGAGCACACUCAGAUCUAAUGAGGUAACAUUGGAGCACACUCAUAUCUAAUAAUGAGAUAGCGUAGGAGCACACUCAUAUCUAAUAAUAUAGCGUAGGAGCACACUCGGAUCUAAUAAUGAGGUAGCGUAGGAUCACACUCAGAUCUAAUAAUGAGGUAACAUUGGAGCACACUCAGAUCUAAUAAUGAGGUAACAUUGGAGCACACUCAGAUCUAAUAAUGAGGUAACAUUGGAGCACACUCAGAUCUAAUAAUGAGGUAACAUUGGAGCACACUUAGAUCUAAUAAUGAGGUAACAUUGGAGCACACUCAGAUCUAAUGAGGUAACAUUGGAGCACACUCAUAUCUAAUAAUGAGAUAGCGUAGGAGCACACUCAUAUCUAAUAAUAUAGCGUAGGAGCACACUCGGAUCUUAUAAUGAGAGAGCGUAGGAGCACACUCGGCUCUAAUAAUGAGGUAGCGUAGGAUCACACUCGGCUCUAAUAAUGAGGUAGCGUAGGAUCACACUCGGCUCUAAUAAUGAGGUAGCGUAGGAUCACACUCAGAUCUAAUAAUGAGGUAGCGUAGGAUCACACUCGGAUCUAAUAAUGAGAUAAAGUUAGCGCACACUCGGAUCCAUUGACUACAACCCUCUGUUGCCUGUCACUCCGCCACUGCCUAAGGCAUUCAACAAUAUUGGAAUACAAACUCAAUGUUUUUUCUCAGAAUAUUUGAACCGAAUGAUAACUUGGUAAAAGUCCUUAAUUUCUUGUACUCCUCACUUUAUUUACUUAUUACUGGAUAGAAGUAUAAAUGCCAAUAACAAUAUAUGGUGAGAAUUUGCUUUGGUAAGAGCGUGUCUGGAUGAGAGCAGGUAUGUGUACGGUGAGACAGUGUCUGGGUCCCUGUACGGUGAGGGCGUGUCCUGAUCCCUGUGUGGCGAAAGCUCUUUUUUUAUCUUCAUCUGUUGUUCCUUCAGAUUCUGGCCACGGGCCUGAGUGCUCUGUAUUCUUCGCUUCCACGUAAGAUUGAGGUGCGUGGGGAUGACUGGCACUUUCUGCGCCGGGAAGACUGGAUCGGGGUCUCGUCAAUCGUUCUUUUCAUGAAUUCCUUAGAGUUCUGCAAUGCUGUAACACAGGUAACUUUCAUUGUUCUCUUGGGGCUUCUUACCAAACUCUUUCAGCACGUUUUGUUUAUGGUUUAAGAACUUUGCUUUAGUCCUUACCAUUGUUAAUGUAGAGGGUAAGCACAGAUUUUCCAACCAUGACAGUUUGACAAUAGAUAAUGUGAUGUCUGAAUUCAUUGGUUCUCUGUAAUUCUUUGUAGAUGUUCAGACAUAGACGCAUUGUAUUGUCCUAAUCGGGAUGGUCGUUACUAAACGUGUAUCUCUACAAUGAAGGGCAGAAUGUUAUGAAAUGUUCUUUGGCAUAACACAACCUAUUCUUAAAUAUUACUUUCUCUUUGCAGGUUGCUCAUCCUCUGGUUCAGAACCAGCUGGUAGAGUAUAUUCACAAUGGUUUCCUGGUGCCCGUUAUGGGACCCGCCCUGCACAAAGUAAGUGGUGCUAUUCAGCGACUGCACAAUCACACAAAAAUAAAUUUAGCGCGGAAGCAAAGUGAUAAAAGUCCAAAAGCAGCUGGAACACCAAUACGCAGUCUCUCUUUUCAGAUCAGAAAACUGGAUAAAAACUUGGGGGUAGGUGCGGCGCUUCAGUAAUCCUUGACAAGGUAUGUGAAGAGAACCAGAGCAGGAAUAAUAGCGUAGUAUUUAAAACUGUAGUGGUGAUAAGUAAAAUAAAAGAUGUGCACUCACACUUUCCUGGAGCUUCAAUACCGCUCCCGUGUAUGCGCCUGGGCGGAAUAAUCCCCGCCUAUGGAUCAAGUGCAGAGGUAAUUCUUCGAGUUAUAGGUGUGGUGGGGGUAUCCUCAUAAAAACAAACAAAAAUCGUAUAUGGUGAAGUAUGUAGAGCUAUGAAGCAAGGGUAGGUAAAAACUAUAAAAUGUUUAUUUUACUUAUCACCACUACAGUUUUAAAUACUACACUAUUAUUUCUCCUCUGGUUCUCUUCACAUAUACCUUCUCAAGGAUUACUGAAGCACUGCACCUGUAUUGCCCCCGAAUAUAUUUGUAUAAUGUUAUCAUAUCCCCUCUGAGGUGCUGUUUUUCCAAACUAAAGUUUUCUUAUAUUAUAUUCAGAGACUGGCAGUAAUGCGUGACCCGUAUGCAAACACCGCUACCCUUAACUCCUCCCCCAUCCUGCAGCACCCACUCUGUGUCCCCGCCCCACCCCGUGUCCCCUGUGCUCUUUCUCCCCACCCCGUGUCCCCUGUGCUCUUUCUCCCCACCCCGUGUCCCCUGUGCUCUUUCUCCCCACCCCGUGUCCCCUGUGCUCUUUCUCCCCACCCAGUGUCCCCUGUGCUCUUUCUCCCCACCCAGUGUCCCCUGUGCUCUUUCUCCCCACCCAGUGUCCCCUGUGCUCUUUCUCCCCACCCAGUGUCCCCUGUGCUCUUUCUCCCCACCCCGUGUCCCCUGUGCUCUUUCUCCCCACCCCGUGUCCCCUGUGCUCUUUCUCCCCACCCCGUGUCCCCUGUGCUCUUUCUCCCCACCCAGUGUCCCCUGUGCUCUUUCUCCCCACCCAGUGUCCCCUGUGCUCUUUCUCCCCACCCAGUGUCCCCUGUGCUCUUUCUCCCCACCCAGUGUCCCCUGUGCUCUUUCUCCCCACCCCGUGUCCCCUGUGCUCUUUCUCCCCACCCCGUGUCCCCUGUGCUCUUUCUCCCCACCCCGUGUCCCCUGUGCUCUUUCUCCCCACCCCGUGUCCCCUGUGCUCUUUCUCUCUCUCUCCCUGUAUUCCCUGUGUGUAAAAUGACUGUUUUAUUUUCCUUAUCAGACAUCUAUAGAAGAAAUGAUUGCCAGCACCGCGUACCUGGAGCUAUUCUUGCGCAGUAUCAGUGAGCCCACCCUUCUAAAAACAUUUCUACGCUUUAUCCUUCUCCAUCGCCAUGACAGCAGCACCAUCCUUCACACACUCAUCAGCCGAAUUGUUAGCAACUCACGGGUAAGAAAUCUCCUGUGUAAUACAUCCUAACAGGCAGGGAACCGUAAUACCUCCUAUACCGGCACUGCUACAGGCAGGGAACUGUGAUGCCUCCUAUACCGGCACCGCUACAGGCAGGGAACUGUGAUGCCUCCUAUACCGGCACCGCUACAGGCAGGGAACUGAUACCUCUUAUACCGGCACCUCUACAGGCAGGGAACUGUAAUACCUCCUAUACCGGCACCGCUACAGGCAGGGAACUGUGAUGCCUCCUAUACCGGCACCGCUACCGGCAGGGAACCGUAAUACCUCCUAUACCGGCACCGCUACCGGCAGGGAACCGUAAUACCUCCUAUACCGGCACCGCUACCGGCAGGGAACUGUGAUGCCUCCUAUACCGGCACCGCUACAGGCAGGGAACUGUGAUGCCUCCUAUACCGACACCGCUACAGGCAGGGAACUGUGAUGCCUCCUAUACCAGCACCGCUACAGGCAGGGAAUUGUGAUACCUCCUAUACCGGCACCGUACGGAGGGAUAAUCCACUUAACAAGAUAUUCUAGUGGGAGUAUCCUUCACGUACAGCAGUGCAUGGUGGGAGAAAUGCUCUGUAUAUUCAGUUCCCCAUGUAGUCCUCUACUGUAAUACCCCUGUAAAGUGACUAAGGAAUCCCCUUGCAUGGGGAAUCACAUAAAUACUGGAGCUUGUGAAUAAACUCUUCAGUUACAUAGAAUGUAACGGCAGAUAAGAACCAUUCGGCCCAUCUAGUCUGCCCAGAACUGUUUCGUCCGGUUACUGGGGGAUUUGGGAUAUUGCCUUCUUUUCUAGCGCUUUACUUUGGAUUACUUUCUGUACCAGCGGAGAUCUUGGGAUUUAAUAUUGCAGCUCUGCUACACCUUGAAUAUUCUGUUUUUGCAAGUAUGCAUCUAGUUGCUGUUUAAACAUCUGUAUAGCCUCUGAUAAAACCACUUCUUCUUCAGGCAGAGAAAUCCACAUCCUGAUUGUUCUUACAGUAAAAAAAAACUUACUUUGCCUUAGAUGAAAUCUUCUUUCUUCCCGUCUAAAGGCAUGACCUCGUGUCCUAUGUAAAGUCCGGUUUGUGAAUAGAUUUCCACACAAUGGUUUGUAUUGGCCCCGAAUAUAUUUGUAUAAUGUUAUCAUAUCCCCUCUGUAAUGGACCGUUUCAGCACACAAGGGGUUGAAACAGUUUAGGUGAUCGUCCCCUUUCAGAGAUGCAGAUACAGCUACUGUAGAACACCAAACUCCCAAACCGCAUGUAAGGGAAUACUCCAAACUCCCGACCGGCAUCCAAUAUAACACUCCAAACUCACGAACUGGAACCAUACGAAUAGGAAAAGCAUCCAAGCAGCUUACACUCCUAGCAAUCAGUCUCUAUCAGCAUUCAGUAAAUCCCCCCCCCAAAGACGAGACAAGGCUCUGUGUUGAGGGUCAAGCAGUGGUCUGUUUAAUGAGGGCUACCUGCCCAUUAUUUAUGCAGGUCUCCCACCCAUAGGGGACCAAAUGGGAGACUGUGACAAAAGACAGACAAGUAGACAAAUAGGACACACAGUCACAUUAUAUUCCCACAAUGCAUCCUGGCUUCCUCCCCUCUGCCCUGGAGACAAUUGAGAAGUAAUUCAAUUAUCUCCCAGGACAAAGGCAAAUCGCCAUUAUGCACGUGGGGAUACUAAAACAUGAAUUACUGUUAAAAUACAAUAUGUGACACAAAUUACAAUAAAACUAUACAUUUAACAUAUCCCCAGAUAGCUCAGGUCUGAGCGCACCUUAUUAAGCGAAUGGCGCUCAGACCACACGAAUACAGUUUAAUCGCCAUGGAGCCAAAGUCUUUACAAACUCAGUUCUCAUACGAAUGAGCUCCAUGGGAUUUCUAUCUGGGGUAUAGUGCAGUCAGGUACAACUACCGAAUACCGGGCCGUUCGUGUACUUCCACCGAACAAGAAGGGAGGUUGGCGGCUUCAGCGGUGUUCGCGCCAAACUGUGUCCGUUUUUAGUUCCAUGAAUUCAGCGUCUAACACUGCAGUGCGUUCGCGUGUUUAAAAUGGCCGCGACCUUAUAUUUGUUAUACGAGUGGCGGCCACCCUGUAUUCGUCAAUUAAGCUUAAUUAAGCUAAUUCUGUAGGGGGAACAAAGUCUUUUAACAUGGGGCCAUAAUCCAAAGGUAGCAGGCGAGCAACCAGGCUUCUCCAAGGCAAGGUGGCGAGAUUGCUCUCGUCACAUCUCUCCCCUUUUCCAAACAGACUAACAGGGUAUCUGACUUCCUGCCAGUCAGUGCCCUUGUUAGUCCAGCAGCCCACCCACAAAACACAAUCAACAGCACAGAUCACCCUCAAUAAAUGGUUACUACACCUGGGUAGAGGAUAAGCUUGUCCAGGUGCCUCACCACGGCUGUGCUGGGUACGGGUAUGCUGACUUGGUGGGUUGCUGAGUGGGCAGAGACCAGCGGUACUCUGCCCUUUUGCCAGCGCUACUGGGGAGGUAGCCUGGUUGUUGGAGGGGGAGACCGACUGUCUCUCCUUUAGAUACACAGCCCUGCUGCUGGAGACAGACUGUCUCCCCUUUAGAUACACAGCCCUGCUGCUGGAGACCGACUGUCUCCCCUUUAGAUACACAGCUCUGCUGCUGGAGGGUGAGACCGACUGUCUCCCCUUUGGCUAAACAGCCCUGUCGCUGGGGGGCAGAACCGACCGUCCCUACCCCCUGUGCUGUACGUGCAGAGACCAUGGUCCCAUUUGCACAGUUGAGGGGCUUACUGUCUCCCCCGGUACAUUAAGCUGCCGCUGGGGAGAGGGGGUAACAAGCUCCUCUCCCAUACAUACAUCCAGCCGCGGGGGAGGGAGACCGACUGUCUCCGCUCCCAAUACAGAGUCCUGCUGCUGGGGAAAGGAGACUGGGCUCCCAAUUCCCAAAAAAUCAUACUGCCGCUGGGGAUCUGAGCCAACCGCCCAGCAUCCCUGUAGCUCACCCUACCACUGGGGAGGGAGGACGCUGCUCUCCUCUCCCUGCAAGGUACACUGCCGCUGGGGGGCAGGACCACUUGUCUCUGACCCCUGUAACUCAGCCUGCCACUGGGGAAUGGAGCUUGGGCUCCCAAUUCCCUGCAGGACCGGUGGAGAGACCUCUGUCCCAUCUCCACCAGCCACCUGGGGUUCUUCCCAGUAAUUUUCUGCCAUAUCUACCCAGCUGAAUGGGUUUGGAUCUGGGUCUCCGCUUCCCUGCUGAGCCUUCUCGCUGGAGUGGAACAGAUCUUGGUAGCCCUGCUCCAGCUCCAUCUCUCGGGUCACUAGGUGGACCAGGUCUUGCUCAAUCUCCUGAGUGUCGUCCCAGUCAUACCUGCUCUCCCUCCACUCCAAUUGAUCACUGAACCGGGCUUGUGUAGGGCUCCCAAAUUCAGGCUCUGAAAAAGCCUCCCAUAACAAGCCAGGACCAUCAAACUCCUCUCCCUCUGGCUUGUCAUGCUCGGCUGUCCAGGGCAGGUACUGUGCCCCAUACCACCAGAGCGCCUGGUAGGCAUCUUCCAGCCACAUCUCUUGCCAUACUAGGUGUUCCAAUUUCUUCACCCAUACCUCCAGGGGCUGCUCUCCCAGGAAGGGCAUCCGCAGGGCUACUCGCUUCUGUAACCGCUGGUCUUCCUUGGGGAAUCUCUUGUCCCGCUGGUACUCCACAAUACCCAGUGCCUGGUACCAGAUGCCUUUGCGAACUGCAUCUCGGUCAUCCAUGACACCCUCAUCAUACUCCACUGCUGGUUCCAUCCGGUGCUGUCAGGGUCGCUGUACUGGGACAUGCGUUGCCCUCAAAUUGUAAAAUCCACGGAAUGGUGUCUCCUGUAGCUGUCCUUCUGGCUGUAGGAACGAUCCCGCCGCUUGCCACCAAUUGUAACGGACCGUUUCAGCACACAAGGGGUUAAAACCGUUUAGGCGAUCGUCCCCUUUCAGAGAUGCAGGCACAGCUACUGUAGAACACCAAACUCCCGAACCGCAUGUAAGGGAAUGCUCCAAACUCCCGAACGGCAUACAAUAUAACACUCCAAACUCACGAACUGGAACCAUACGAAUAGCUGCUAGCAGACGAAUAGGAAAAGCACCCAAGCGGCUUACACUCCUAGCAAUCAGCAUUCAGUAAAUCCCCCCAAAGACGAGACAAGGCUCCGUGUUGAGGGUCAAGCAGUGGUCUGUUUAAUGAGGGCUACCUGCCCAGUAUUUAUGCAGGUCUCCCACCUGGUGGACACUCCCCUAGGGGACCAAAUGGGAGACUGUGACAAAAGACAGACAAUCAGCCAAACAGGACACACAGUCACAUUAUAUUCCCACAAUGCAUCCUGGCUUCCUCCCCUCUGCCCUGGAGAUAAUUGAGAAGUAAUUCAAUUAUCUCCCAGGACAAAGGCAAAUCGCCAUUAUGCACGUGGGGAUACUAAAACAUGAAUUACUGUUAAAAUACAAUAUGUGACACAAGUUACAAUAAAACUAUACAUUUAACAUAUCCCCAGAUAGCUCAGGUCUGAGCGCACAUUAUUAAGCGAAUAGCGCUCAGACCACACGAAUACAGUUUAAUCGCCAUGGAGCCAAAGUCUUUACAAACUCAGUUCUCAUACGAAUGAGCUCCAUGGGAUUCCUAUCUGGGGUAUAGUGCAGUCAGGUACAGCUACCGAAUACCGGGCUGUUCGUGUACUUCCACCGAACAAGAAGGGAGGUCGGUGGCCUCAGCGGUGUUCGCGCCAAACUGUGUCCGUUUUUAGUUCCAUGAAUUCAGCGUCGAACACUGCUGUGCGUUCGCGUGUUUAAAAUGGCCGCAGCUUCUGGGAGGCUAAUUGCCGGCACACUCCAGCUCCCAGGUGGUCUAGUCAUUCGUGCGGUUGUUCGGUAGAUUGAAUCUACCGAACACCAGGCAGAAAAGCACGAAUAAGUCUUUUCUGCAGGGGGAACAAAGUCUUUUAACAUGGGGCCAUAAUCCAAAGGUAGCAGGCGAGCAACCACGCUUCUCCAAUGCAAUGUGGCGAGAUUACUCUCGUCACACCCUCUCAGGCGACGUUUUUCCAAACUAAAGUUUUCUUCAUAGCUAAAAUGCUCCAUUCCUUUUAUUCAUUUUGUAGGCCGCCUCUGCACUUUUUCUAGUGCCAUAAUAUCCUUCUUUAGAACAGGUGCCCAAAAUUGCACAGCAUAUUCAAUAUGUGCUCUUACCAGUGAUUUAUAAAGAGGCAAAAUUAUAUUCUUGUCCCGAGAAUGAAUUCCCUUUUUCAUGCAUGACAAUACCUUACUGGCCUUAGCCACUAUAACCACUUCAGGAAGAUAAAAUUGUUUUACACUGAAUGGAGGGACUGUGCCAGUGGAUUCCAUCCACUAUAACGACUUCAAUGAAAUGGAUAAUUUCUAAUUAUACUGCUGUCCCGGUUUCCGAUUUCUGGCAUGCUAUGUUUAAAGGUUGUGUCUCCCUCUCUCACAGCUCUGCAUGGUUUCACUCACCUUGUUCCGCACUUUACUUAACCUCAACUGUGAAGACGUUCUGCUGCAGCUGGUGCUCAGGUUAGUCUGCCUAUCCUCUCUCCUUAUUGAUAACAAGGCACUUUAUAUCGGUGUCUAUUUUGGCUGAAUACUCGGAGACGCCAUGUGUUCUGCUUCUUAGUCUUUGUUAUGGUUUAUUGUCUGUUCAGGUACCUGAUUCCGUGUAAUCAUGUCAUGCUUAGUCAGCGGAGAGCUGUCAAAGACCUGGACCUGUACUCAAAGACUGCUGACAAAUUCCUGUCCCUCAUCCCACGCUGCUGUCAAAAGGAAUUCCUGGUCUCUCAGGAGCGUGAGGAGGAACAUGCUACCUGGUCCAAAGGUGAGGGAGAUAUCAAACAUUAAUUUAAUGGUCAAUGCCACCAUCCUGCUGUGAGCAGAGGAGACGGCAAGACGUGGUGAAAAAGGUUUUGGUGGACAUCAAUACAAAACAAGCUUUUUGUGAGCUGAAAUUAGCAGUUACAUUUAGUUUAAAGGUAAGAGGAACUCUGGAGAUGGACACCUAUUUCUGAUAAAACUAUACCUUACAAAGUUUCCUGGGCCCUAUGGGUUCUCAUGACAUGCUAGCCUUCCAGACACAAUCCUAGUCUCCCGCAGAGCUGUAUUAUACGCAGUGUUCUGCCUCACCUCCGUGACAGGCAAAGAGGUGAUUAUCUACGGACUGUUUUGCGUUCCAAAUUCUUAAAGACAUGCAAUCCGUGGUGUCUAUGAAUGCAGUCUCGUUUUUCUUUGUUUAGGAGUUUGCAACCUAUAUAAAUGCUCAGUUAAUUUGAGAUGAAUGUAAGGUAACUGAUCCUGAAACUAUUUUGUAAUAGAUGUCACCCAUACCCGGGGGGGAAAAGCUGCUUGGGUGACUACGUUUUGUAAAAAGGCUGUAGAAGAGAGCAAUUAGGUGAGCUGUUUGAUCAUGUCUUCAUAUGAUAAUUAACACGGUUUUAUAUUCCUCCCUACAGCACACGGGAGUCCCAGCAUUGACACUUCCUCUGUAAACACAGUGCCAAGGCCCUCCACUCCUUCUCGCAUGGCAUUCUUCAUGCGUCAAUCCAGCCACACUCCUGAAAGUUCAUCCCCACGUUCUCCCAGCUUCUCUUCCCAAGACAUGUCUGCCGGAAGCCCUAGACAUGGCCCUCUGUGUUGGGAUGAGGUGUCUGAGCUAGAUGGCAACUACCUGGAGUACCUGCAGGAAGCACGUGCUGGCAUAGACCACUGUGCAAAGGCUUGUCGAGUCUGGUCUGCCCCAUAUGAUGGGGAGGAACCCAGCCCACGCAGUCUGUCACCUCCUACCCCUGAGGAAGUUAUCGUUUCACCAGACUACUUCUCUCCAUCUUCAUCUGCUAAUCGAGCCCAGGAUAGCAAGGAAGCACGCCGGCACAUAGUUACCCCACGAACUAAAAAACGUAGCUUGCAAGAGGAAGGAAAGGAAAGCAGAGUGAAUAGUGGACAAUGUGGAGUGGGGGAGGGAGGGCAUGCAGAUGUUGGAGUUCCUAUCCUUGUGAAUGGUUCUGUAGCAGAGGACCAGCCAUACCCAAGUUGCCUUCAAAGGGUGUCCAAUCUGGCUGGUCGCUUUGAUGAGGAUUUGGAGGUAAAAAAAGUGAAAAGAGAGAUGGUGAAGGAGAUCCAUGUGAUGAGGACAGAUGAAGGAGAGCAGGCACUGGGAGCAGAGAAUGGCUCCAAUAAAUAUCCUUCUAGCUAUGGGAAGCUAUGUACUUCCUCUACCUGGGACUCUCCUCAGUCUGUGGAUAGUUUGAUAGACGAAUUACUGGACCAGGCACCAGGAGAGGUUAAUGGGACACAUUUGACUAUUGAAAAACUGGGAGAGGAGCUUAAGGAGAUGGAAGACAGCAUAAAGGAUGUGCUCAUCCCAGAGGAGGCGUUAACGGACUCGCACCUGGAGAACCCACCUCAGGAUGAGGAGGAGAGAGAGUUUGAGAACAGAGAAACGAAAGCCACCAAGAGUAGAGCAGAUUCACUGACUCUUAUUCUCAGCAGCCCUCUACGGGCACAGAAUGGUAGCCAACCAUUUACAGGUGAGAUCAUGGGUGCUAUUUCUAUCAGAAAAUCCUGUAGUACAAUGUGGUCAUCCCAUUGCUUAAAAUGAAAAAUGAUAAAUAAAAAUAAACUGAUAUAGUGAAAAAUAGGAGACCUAUUAACCUAUAAAAAUAUAAAUCUUAAACAAUUCUAAAAUGAUCCUGUCUCAUGAAUGGCAGCGCUUAGAUAAAAUGGAAAAAGUGAAAAAAAAUUAAAUAUAGGUGAAAAUAGAAGUGUAGUCUUUCUUUUGUAAUCGGCUAUUAUGCACAGUCCUUCACUAUUCCAUAUUAUGCAGAAAUGGAUAAAAGCAUAUAAGAAAGUAUGUUAUCUUAGAACUAGAGAGACUGACAUUCAGUAUAGUUAUAAAUACAAUACUGUAAUGAAGGAAAAAAUUCAGUCUUAUAAGUUACAAUACAAAGAAGGGUAAUUUGUAAGAGAUUGUGUCCAGUAUGGAGUUAUUCUGCUGCACAUUAAAAUAUAUACACGAGAUUCCCGACACUCAGACCUGAUACUGAUAGCUUGGCGUCCCAAGUAAGUUUUAACGUGUUUGCUGUUGCAGGAUAAUGUGAAGAUUAGUGUGCUGCUGGAUAGGAGUGUUGGGAGUCCGCUUCCAGGCGCGUUUCUCUGCUACGGCGCCUGUGUCCUGAUUCGCACUCAUUUCAAAGGCUUUGCGUUACAGUUAGCACCUGUUGUCAAAACAUGCUAUAUACAUUAAAACCUAUUUAUCAGUACAUGCAAUUUAUGUUAAUACUGAUGAGUUUAAUCAUAAACGUUAAAUUAUAAAAAAACUGAUAAUUUUACAUAAUUGUAAGAGAAAGUCUGGGUGGGGUUACAAGGAGAAGGCUUACAAAGGCUGCAGACAUGAGAUCUGCAGCUUUUAUAAACGGUUUUCAGGUGUACCCUCAAUGAAAACAAAUGCAUAAUUAAAUGCAGGCAUGUCUUGGGGGAUAUAUCUACUAAAUUGUGAUAUUUAUUUUGGAUUUGGGCACUGGAGUUUUUUUUUUUUUUUUUUCUGGGGGGGGGGGGGGGGUAAAGGGAUACUAUAGUUACCAGAACAACUACAGCUUAAUUUAGUAGUUCUGCAGAGUAUAAUCAUUGCCGUCAGACAUUUUCAUGUAAACACUGUGUUUUCAGAGAAAAGGCAGUGUUUACAUUGCCCCCAGGAACACCUCCAAGUGGUCACUCCUCAGAUGGCCACUGGAGGUGCUUCCUGGGUUAGUGCUGCACAGUAAGCAGCCCUGUCGUUCAGCGUCUCCAAGCUCUGUAUUGAGACGCUGAAUUUUCCUCAUAGAGAUGCAUUGAUUCAAUGCUUCUCUAUGAGGAGUUGCUGAUUGGCCAAAAUGCUGUUUGGCCCCGCCCCCAUGCUGGUUUUGGCCAAUCCAAUGCUUUCCCAAUGGGAAAACAUUGGAUUGGCUAAAAAUCUGCCUUUUUGAUGAUGUGACAAAGGGGUCGGAGCCAGGGCCGGCAGACUCGCAUGGCGCUGGAAAUAUGGCGAGUUUUAAAAUUUUAGAGGGGGGCAGGAUACCUAAAUGGUGGGUUUAGCACUAUAGGGUAGGGAAUACAUGUUUAUGUUCCUGACCCUAUAGUGAUCCUUUAAGAUGGCUGUGACAAGACCAAUCUCGCCACUGUGCAUUGGAGGAGCCUGGUUGCCCGCCUGUUGCCUUUAGACUAUGGCCCCAUGUUGAAACACUUGAUUUUCCCCUGCAAAGACACGAAAGCCGGGUCAUUCGGUGCUUGCCCUGUUUGAGCAGUGAUACCCCAGAUAGCUAUGCCAUGGAGCCCAUUCGUAUAAUGAAAGACUAUGGGAAAGACUUUGGCUCCAUGGCAAUUGAACUGUAUGUGUGUGCUCUGAGUGCCAUUCAGUAAUAAUGUGCGCACAGAUCUGAGCAAUCUGGUGAUCUGUUGAAUGUACCUGUUGUAUGCAAUGGUUGCACAGUUAUAUAUUUUUAUGUAUUUUAUUGUCUUUUGCUACCAUGUGUUCAAUGGAGUUUUGCCUCUGUCCUUGGAGAUAAUUUGAUUACUUCCCAAUUAUCUCCAGGAUAGAAGACUCUGUGGAACUAGUUUUGGGCAGAAAAUCCAUGCUUCAUUUGGUCACAAAGGACUACGAUCUAUCUUUUGAACCAAUGGACCAACUUGUAUGAUUUUGACGUAUGUUUGUAUUUAGAGUAUGCUGAUUCUGAAAAUGUAAAUGUGAUGCAUACUUUUAAAAUUAUGAAUAAUGUGGAAAAACUGUAUUUCUCUGUCUGUGAUAAUUACAUUACCCAUUGUGUAAGGUAAUUGUAUCACAGGCAGAGGGGAGGAUUUUGUGUGGGAGUGUCUGAGUGUAUUGUACAUGUUUAUUGGUUGUUUUCAAAAACCCUGUGGGUGGUACUAAUGUGUAAGAAUGUGUAUAUAAGAACAAUAAACCCACAGCUCUGUCUGUUCCUGUUUUGACCCUCAACACGGAGCCUUGUCUCGUUCUUGGGGGGGGGAUUUAUUGUAUACUGUUCCAGUUCGACUGCUCGGAGUGUAAACCUUUUGUAUGGUUUUUCCUAUACGACUGCUUACAACAUUCGCGUUUUUGAGAGCAUUCACAUGCUUCUCCGGUUCGGUGGAUUGGUGUCUACAGUAGCUGUGCCUGUGUCUCUGGAAGGGAAUAUCUACUAAACUGCUUUUAACCCCUUUUUAUGCCUGGGGGUGCCGUUACAAUGGCCUUCCACUGGAAUUAAGCCUGUUACCUUAAAAUCAGUCAGAGACCAUUAUCCCUCCUCCACCAAACAGUACUGUGCAUUCCAAUAGGUAGUGUUCACCUGGUAUCCCCCACACCCCAGACUCUUUCAUCAGAAUGCCAGAGAACUCGUUUUUGUGCUGAAAGUAAUUUCCAGAGGCAGUUUGGAGUUGUAGUGAGAGGUUAAAGGACCACUCUAGGCACCCAGACCACUUCAGCUUAAUGAAGUGGUCUGGGUGCCAGGUCCAGCUAGGGUUAACCCAUUUUUUAAUAAACAUAGCGGUUUCAGAGACAUAUAUUGUAUCAGUUCUUUAUAUGUGUAUAGCUGGACGUCACACUCUCUCCGUUUAAAGAACUGAUACAAUAAAUGGAGAGGAAGACAUCCAGCUAUACACAUAUAAAGAACUGAUACAAUAAACGGAGAGAGAGAGACGUCCAGCUAUACGCAUAUAUUGUAUCAGUUCUUUAUAUGUGUAUAGCUGUAUCUCUUCCGCACGCGCUCUCUCUCUCUUUCGCGCGCGCGCUCUCUUUCCUCCCCCGCCCCCCCGUUUAUUGUAUCCGUUCUUUAUAUGUGUAUAGCCGGACAUUUUCCUCUCGGUUUAUCAUAUCCAUUUUUUGUCUCCUCCGACAGGUCCUUUCAUUGCUGUACUUUUUGCUAAGUUGGAAACCAUGCUACAGAACUCUCUGUAUGUCAACUUCCUGCUCACAGGGAUCAUCACUCAGCUUGCUUGUCAUCCUCAGCCGCUCCUCCGCUCCUUCCUACUCAACACCAACAUGGUCUUCCAGCCCAGUGUCAAGUCUCUGGUGCAGGUAAGGGCUGAUAAGCCAGCACCAGGUCUUUCCCUAAUUAUUUCUUAAUAAAUUGUUAUAUGCUGUGGGUCUAGUCAGGGGUGCAGCAGAAGGUGGAUAUAAUUACCUUCUGUUCCCCUGUGUUCAUAGAUAUCUUCUUUCUUCAGCUCCUGCUGCAUCAUCCGCUAGCAGCCAUAUCGUUCUGUCUCCCGAACAAACAUUGUGAGCAUUUCAGAAACACAGAGGCCUUUAAUUACCAUUCACACUUCCUACUGAUCAGAUUUCCCGGUGUUGGUAAAAGUCACAUUAUCUCUUGAUUAUCCAAUUAUUGAAUAUCUGGCUCCAUUGUUAAAGGCAAACUCUAUCUCCAAAGUAUUUUGUGCACAGAAAAUCAAUGGAAUAAAAAACACACCAAAAAACGACAGAUGUUUAUCAUGCACAGAACUCGCAUAGGUGCCCAGUUAGACCUGGAGUUCCACAUGGAGAGAGAAAUGUAUAGAUAUAGACUACUGUGAAAAUAGUGAAAAAUGUGGCAACGUAAAAAUGCUUUUAGUGUAGAAAUGCUAAUCAUUUUUAACAUCAAUUAACAAAAUGGAAACUAAUUAAAACAGAAGAAAAUCAAACCAAUACUUUGUGUGACUGCCCAUUGUCUCCAAAACAAGUUACACUUACACAGUGAGGGAUACUGGAGGCAUGUAUUCAGGGGUACACUUACACAGUGAGGGAUACUGGCCAAACAGGCGGCGAUAAUGCUGAGCUUGCCAAACAGGCGGCGAUAAUGCUGAGCUUGCCAAACAGGCGGCGAUAAUGCUGAGCUUGCCAAACAGGCGGCGAUAAUGCUGAGCUUGCCAAACAGGCGGCGAUAAUGCUGAGCUUGCCAAACAGGCGGCGAUAAUGCUGAGCUUGCCAAACAGGCGGCGAUAAUGCUGAGCUUGCCAAACAGGCGGCGAUAAUGCUGAGCUUGCCAAACAGGCGGCGAUAAUGCUGAGCUUGCCAAACAGGCGGCGAUAAUGCUGAGCUUGCCAAACAGGCGGCGAUAAUGCUGAGCUUGCCAAACAGGCGGCGAUAAUGAUUUUGAAUUUCAGUCAAAAUAUACAUUAGGACAAACUAGGGACUACUUUCUCUUGAGUAUUUUUUCCUUAUUUGACAAAAAUGCAGAGCUACCGCUGUCUCUAGUGACAACUGAAAGACAGGUUCAGGUAAGUGAAACUCGCCUUAACUUCAUGUAGGUUAAACAUAAAAAAAACUGGAUGAGGAAAUGCCAAACUCUAACAAGGGGAGGUUACUGGAGACAGUGUCAUGUAACUCAUAGACAGUGGCUGAGCCGGCAGCAAUCUGGUUCUAUUGUAUCAGCACGGUUUAAUAUUAGUCCUAGAUAGAGGACUACUUGCCAGCCUUUUGCCCUGUGACUAUGGCCCCUUUAAUUUGUUUUGGCCGAGACCCUAUUUGUGGCUAUGCUUUCUCCUCUCCCUUCCAGUAGAUCUUAAAUUCUGCUUUGGUGCAACUUUUGUUAAAAAUAUAAGAAUAAAGAAAAGGGUGCACUCAUAGUAACGCUCAUGUCAAUUAAACUGUGUUCUUCGAACUCCCGAACAGUCAAAGUGGCCGCCAUUCGACAUUUGAACACGUGGUGGUGGCGGCCAUCUUGUUUGUAUGGGCUAAAACCGUGAAUAAACUUCAGGGGUACUUAGCCACGAAUUCACUGGAACUAUUUUCGGCAUGAAAACCUUGCGGUUCCCGGUCUGUCCUCCAGCGGCAAUUAGCCACAAAUCUAUGGAACUGUUUUGGGCAUAAAAUCCUUGGUUCGCCUGGGCAAAAAUGACUUCCAUAAAAUUUCUGAACCCCUUAUCUGAUCUGGGUGGUUUUUGAAUAUGUUGUUCACCCAGAUCAGAGCUGUCAGGGGAUGUAACAUUUAUGGUCUCCUAUUGGGGGGGAAUUGCUAUAUCACUACAAGGGAUUGCUGUGAUCAUCAUACUCCCUUGGAUAAUCAGCUCUUAUAACAGCUGUUCCUGCUAUGCUUACCCACUGGAACCUGGAGCCUUGUCGUAGGUCCAGGGUUGGUAGGAGACGGCGAGACAAGCUGCUGCAGUUCGUGGGGUCUGCAGUACUUAUGGUGUCUGGACAAGUGCUUGGAGCCCUCGGUAAGCACGAAGAGCAUCCGUCGGUGGAGGUACCCAACUGGGGUACAGGAAGCUCCGUUACAGUGGUCUUCAUAGACUUGUGGCCAAAAAUCCAUACAACUGAAAAACAAAAUUGGGGUGCAGAAAAUGGCAGCAGGUCCUCUGGACUGUGAAGUCAACAAGAAUCUUUGGCCAUAGCAGAAAGCAGUGUAUUCGCUGUGGGACUGGAGAGCUUAAUAUAAAUGCGUGUCUGCCGGCAACAAUGAAGCAUUGUUGCACAUUUCGGGUGACAUUUCUACAAAUUUUGUAAAAUGAAUGGUUUCCUGAAUGCUGAGCAUUACACGCAGAUAAUUAUCCAUCACUUCUGACUGGCCCCAUAUUUAUUAUAGUGCUUUGAAGGCACAGUGUGGGCACACUAAUGCUGAUUUGAUUUAGAUUUUUAUUCUGCUCACUCACUCAUAUCACCAACUGGCACUCUCGCCAGUAACCUCCAACCACAAAUGGACAGAACUGACUCUGAGGGUCAUAUUAGCAUAUGUCAUUUAGUUUCAGGUCACUUAAUCUGUUUAAUAUAGAACCUGGUAUACUGCUCCAUGACCAGUCAUAGAGAGUCAUUAUAAACCAGUAGUUAGUCAGUGUAGCGGAGCUCCCUGUACCUCCGCCAAGGACCGCUUCCUAGCUGGAACAGGGAACAAACUGCAGCAUUUCUGCCCACAGUCGCCGUGGCUUGACUGUGGCCCUGGAACCGCUUUCUCCUGGAGCCAAAUGGGGAAUUCGCUCUAGACACCCCCUAGGCACUGGAUGACACUCAGUCCUGGGAGCUCUAGUCCUUACAAGGACUUUCCCCGUUGAAUCCUCCACACUGGAACAAGUGUGUUUUGUUUUUUUUAAGGAGUAGCCCUUUCCCCUCCCAGUAACCAGACAAUACAUAGUUCUGGGAAUACAAUCUGGAAUGCCUUUAAUGGCAGCCACAACUGGCCUUAUAUGCAUGUCCCCAUGCAAGGUGCACUACCCCUGGACCUGAGAGUAAACCACAGAAGAAACAAAUACACCGUUACAUGGGCUCUCAGAUCCAGGACACUCCCAUACGUAAUCAGAUAAUCUCUCCUCUGUUAAACAAAACAAACACAUCCAACACCUUAUACAGAUAAAUAAUGUGCUGGAAGAACACUUAUCUUGAUAUAUCGUGAUGAUAGUCUUCUCCAGGAAUAUCCCAGAUUAUAUUCCUUUCUAUAUGGUACAAAAACAGAACAUAUAUAUGUUUUUAUAUGUAGAUCUACAGCCACACUCUCCAGUAUACUUAAUCCCUCAUCUGUGCCUGGGAGAUUUUUGGAUCAGGAACUGUACUAAUCUAAUCCAAAUAUCUCCAAGCACAGAAAAAACAUACGUUUCUAAAACACCCCAAACGUAGCCUAAAAAUGCAUAAAAAUUCCACAAAAGUUGCUGUGACGAAAUUCCUGUUUGGAAAGACUCAGGGAAACCGCAUUUCGUCUAAAUAUUUGUGUGUUUGGCUAUUUUGUGUAUUUGUAAAGGAGCCGAACAAACUCCCCAACCACCCGACCUCCCACCAGGGUCGUGUGCAGCUCAUUUACCACCCAGACCGUUCUUCUGUCCGAGAGUCACUAGGGAGUUGCAGGAUUACUGUCAGACCUGCGAGGUAUGCCAAAAGGUGGGAAAGAGGGGAGACCACCCCCGGGCAUAAUAGAGGAACCGUUUUUCCAGGUGGCCGUAGAUUUAGUCGGGCCACUCAGUAAACCCAGUCCAUCCGGUAAGAAAUACAUUCUUACUGUGGUGGACUAUGCUACCCGCAAAAAUUGAGGCCAUCACACACUGGCCCCAACCCCGGACUAAGACACCGGUUAUGGCGUUCCUAAGCACCGCUUGUUAUUAUAGAAAAUUCGUAUCUGAAUACAGUGCUCUGACCAAAACCCCUGACUGACCUCACUAAAAAGUCCCUGUCCCGACAAGUAGUCUGGUCCCCUGAGUGCGAGGAGGCUUUUCCAGAAACUCAAAGCUGCGUUAAGUGCAUCUCCUGUGUUGGCGGCACCUGAUCAUACUAAAAGGUUUCUCGUUCACACAGAUGCCUCAAUAUUUGGACUGGUAGCGGUAUUAAGCCAGGUUGGGGACGAUGGCAUGGACUACCCGGUGGCAUAUCUGAGCAGGAAACUAUUACCACGCAAAGUCAGCUAUGCCACCGUUGAAAAAGAGUGUCUGGCAUUAGUUUGGGCACUUAAGAAAUUGCAACCUUACCAUUAUGGACGUUCCUUCACAGUAAUGACAGAACACAACCCUCUGAUUUUGCUUAACAGAUGGAGCUUGGCACUACAACCCUAUAAUUUCACGAUGCAGUAUCGCCCCGGGAAGCAGAACGCCAACGCUGAUGGCUUAUCACGACAGACUGAACUGGAAAAAUAACACGGUCAUCCGGACAUCCCCUAGCCGACCCGUCAGGAUCUAAGUGGGUAUUCCAUGGGACUAAGGGGGAGCUGUGUGACAAAAUCCCUUUGUCACAGACUCAGGGAAACCGCAUUUCGUCUAAAUAUUUGUGUAUUUGGCUAUUUCGUGUAUUUGUAAAAGAGCAGAACAAACUCCCGAACCACCCGAACUCCCACCAGGGUCGUGUGCAGCUCAUUUACCACCCAGACCUUGCAGUUAACCGCAAGGUAAUUGAUGAAAGGCUUGGUGGUUCGCGUUCGGUUGCCGAACACGUGGCGGUCACCGUUUUUAAAUCGUGGAACGCUCAGCGGUAGAUGGAACUGUUUUUGGACACUUAUUUAGCCGCACACCGCUGAAGUGCACCAAAUUCCCAUCCAUUCAGUUAAUAACUCCACUUUACCGUUCAGGACUUUACUAUUCUACGAGCUAGACCGACCCCAGGUAGCUGCAGGAUUCAAUCUCCCAAACAACCGGUGAACUAAAAACUUUACUCGACGAUAUUGAGAACUGUGUUCGUGGGAUCUGAGCGCUAUUCGUCUAUAUUGUGCGCUCAGAUCCAAGCUAUCUGGGGGUAUGUGGAACAUGGAGACUACGUUCAGCCAAAUAUGAGUUAUGGAUUUUAAUACAGUUUUGUCAAAAUGUAAAAAGGACAUGUUUUCUCUACCUGGAGAUAAUUAGGUUCUAUUUAACCACUUAAUUUAAUUAUCUCUGGGAUAGAGGGGAGGGGUUGCACUGUUACUGUGGGUGUGUUUAAUAAUUGUAUUGAAAACUGAUUGGUUCUGUAUAUUUUGUCACAGUUUUCCACAAGGUCCCCUGUGGGAGUUUGCUUGCUGGGACACCAUCAUAAAAGGCUGAGUUUGGCCAUCAAUAAAUCAGAUCGUUUUACCCCUUCAUGAAGUCUCGACUCAUGUUUGGGGGAAUUGGGAGCUAUAAUCACUACUUCGUUAUUAUUCUACUGGGAGUUCGGGAGAAGCUGCAAGGAUCGGUACUACAGAGAUAACAGGAUCCUUCAGUUGCGUCCCCUGAUGGCACUGAUCUGGGUGGCCAACAUAUCCAAAUUCGCCCAGAUCCGUUCAGGAAUUAUCUGGAAUUCAUUUGUUUGGUUUAAUUCGGUAGUUUAAAAAUGAACAAACUACCAAACUUAGUCAAUAGUCUUACCCUGGAGCUUGUUCCCCUUGUUUGUGGGCGUGUUGUCUGUUACGGUUACCUCCGGGCUAGCUGUAGGUUGGACCGCUUGGAUAUCCUGGUUCCCGAUGUUGGAGAGGUAGAACAUCGCUCCUAUCAGCAUCCACAAUAUUCUCCUGAAAGUGUAGAAUAAUCCCACUAGCUAUGGCACCACUAGUAUACACUAUUCCCUACAAAACGAGUCGAGGCUGCGAUUUGAGGGUAACACAAACUGGUUUUAAUGGCACUCAGGCGGGUCAAUUUAUGCAACUCUCAGACCAAAGGACAGCCCCCUCGGGACUUGAUGGUACACAGGACCAUGACCUAGUUUAUCCAAUGGAAACUCAGUGCAACAUUUGAAAAUGUCCCUGCCUAACUUGGAGAUAAUUGGCCUUAACGGUUACAAUGACCUAAUUAUCUCUAAGCUUAUGGAAAUACCACAUUUUACACCCAUAAGAAAAUAACAUAAAAAUAUAUAACUUUAAUAUUUUAAUACGAAAACAGUUCAUGCGACCAUUCGCCAGAUAGCUCAGAUCUGAGCGCACAAGAUGUAUGAAUCGAGCUCAGAUCUGAGCGCACAAGAUGUAUGAAUCGUGCUCAGAUCUCACGAACGAUGUGCCAGAGUUCUGAUAUAGAAGUCUGUUCGUACAAUCUUGGGCCGAACGGAUGGGACAACCGGCCUCUUAGCGGGAUUCGUGCAGUUCCAUUGCCGAUUUACAGUUCUGGAGAUUUUACUGCCAAGUACAGCUGAACCCUCGCUUGCAACAAGAUGGCCACUGCCUCGUGUUCGGUAUGCGAACGGCGAUCAUCAGGGAAUGUACUUUUUGUGGGGUUCCUGAGUAUGGUUGGGGGACUUUUGGGGUACGGGAAAUUUUGGGGAAUUUUUUGUGCUUGAGACAUAAUUAAAUUGAAGGCGUUUACAGAGGUAAUUAUCUCUCAGGCACAACAUUUCCUGGGAUUGAAACCCUUACAUUUUCUGUCUGUGAAACCCCUUGCAUGGGAGAUGGCAUAAAAACUGUGUAUGUGACAAUAAAAAGCAGUUUUACUUCCAGAGUGGAGUGUCGUCCAUUUGCUGGGGAUGAGAUGGUUGAUUCCAGGGUUAUCUAACUGUGUUUGGCUGUUCCAUUGGAUUGUGUUGCUUGUUCCUGUGUAUAUCUUGGAGUACCCAGCGGAGGAGAGUCCUUGCUAGGACUAGGGCUCCGCUACAUUGGUUGGCAGCGGUGGGAUCCAGAGCUCACAGAGGAACAAGUACCAGUGGAUUUAGCAAUGCCAGAUGGACCGUGGAUGGAGAUAGACUACUCCAUUCUAAAACAUUAAAGGAUCUCCUAGAGGCAACAGGGAUAUCAGCGAGCAGCAAGAAAAAGGCUACCCUCGUUGCUGAAGUGAUUGCGGAAUAUCGAAUGCAUAGCGGUUCGGCUCCCGAACGGAGCAGUUCAGGACACAAACGAGAACCAUCAGAGUUCCAAAAAGGGAGUUACAAUUCCGGCUGCCCUUUUAUGGGGGAAAACCAGUCUAUAGACAUUAUUUCAUGAACCAUGUUGGAGGUCCAGGAGUUCGUGCUCAGGCAAAUGGAUCAACAAACUCCCAAAAGAACCCAAGUAAUGACUAGUGAUAAAAGAAGGUAAGGCCAAAAUACCCUAUAAUGCAUUUAAAAACUAUGUAGAGGCAGAGGAAGAUAUUGAUGCAUCCUUCCAAGAUUUUGAAAGACAAAAUUGAUGUUGAUGACUGGGUCCCCCUGUUGGUGAACAGACUGUCAGGAAGAGCAGCGGAAGCUUACCGCACUGUUCCAGAAGAUGAAAUAAGGAAUUAUGGCCGGGUAAAGUAAGUGAUUCUCUCCAGGGAUGCCAUCACACCAGAGGCAUACCGCAGGAGGUUCAGAGAACUGAAAAAAGCCAGUAAGAAUUAACGUGCCGAAUGGGCCUGCCGAUUACACCAGGCAGCCCUGGGGUGGGUGAAAGCCCACAGAGCAAGCACCAUGGAGGACUUGUUAAAGUUGGUGCUACUGGAGCAUUUUUUUAAUGGGUUGGCUCCAGAUAUACAGGAGUGGGUGAGAGACCGUAACCCCACUGCUACCACAGAAGCCGCAAGGCGAGCGGAUGAAUAUUUGGAAAGAUUGAGCAUAUGCGCAGGGAUUGCCCCCAGACCCGAGACCAGGGGCCAUGGAUCUGCCUGGGGCCACCACCCACGUGAACCUCAGCCCACUACUAUCAGGCAGAGCCUCCAGCCCAGUAUGCCGCCCCUGCAUCAGCCGUAGAGCAUUGGGAAGUUCUGCAUGAAGCGGACCUGCUAAAGGCGGACGCAGAUAACCACCAACAUCAUUGGCAGACCGUAAUCUUGUCCGGGAAGGAGGUAAGAUUGAGGCAGUGGCCAACUGCAAGGCCGAAGUGAAGACGCAGGUGUUGGCUUUCCUAGGGACUGCAGGGUACUAUAGGGAGUUUGUGCCCAAUUAUAGCACCCUGGCCAAACCCCUUACCGACCUGACCCGUAAGAAUCUUCCUCGCCAAGUAGUCUGGUCCCCGGCGUGUGAGCAGGCAUUCCAACAGUUAAAAACAAGCCCUGUCUUGGCUGCCCCCCAAUCUAACUAAACGCUUUCUUGUCCAUACAGACGCUUUUAUGUUUCAAUUGGGAGCAGUACUGAGCCAAGUCGGGCCCGAUGGCGGAGAACAUCCCGUGGCUUACAUCAGUCGCAAGUUGUUACCUCGAGAAGUAAGCUACACCGCCAUCGAGAAGGAAUGCCUGGCCGUGGUGUGGGCACUGUAAAAGUUGCAACCUUAUUUAUACACAGACAGACCUUCUUUGCUCACGCAUCACAACCCGUUGGUCUGGUUAAACCGGUUGGCGAAAAACAACGUUGGGCUGCUAUGCUAGAGUUUAGCGCUGCUGCCUUUUGAUUUCACUAUACCUUACCCCCCUGGGAAACAAAAUGGAAAUGCUGACUGGUUGUCGAGACACAGAAUUGGAAAAAUGAUCCGUGAGCACACCCGGCCAUCCCUAAGCCGAUCCCUAGAGGAUCAGACUGUAUGCUGGCUUGUGGUUACGGGGGAGCAGUGUUUGGCUUUUCCAUUGGAUUGUGUUGCUUAUUCCUGAGUAUAUCUUGUAGUACCCAGCUGAGGAGAGUCCUUGCUAGGGCUCCGCUACAGUCCUCAAUCUCUCUGUUCCUGUCCAACUCGUCUGGUUAAAAUGACUUGUCUGUUAGUCCACCCAUUGAACUACCGAACUUGUUGACGCUUUAUAAAUAAUAAUAUAAUCAAUAUUCUUGAGAAAGGAAAAACGUUGAUUAAGUACAGAUGGUAUUAGAAAUGUUAUAUUAAACACAAGUGUUACUAAGAGGACCUACAAGUGCACCGUUUUAUGUAUUCUUGUAUAUAGGGCCAAGAUCCUGUGGGAUUUUCAGAUCUAAACUGACCAGCAAGUACUGGCCAACCAACAGUUGCAGUUGUGGUGGAUGUGGCAAUACCCAGUGACUAUAACAUCAGGAAGAAGGAACAUGAGAAGAUAGUCAAAUACCAAGGACUGAAAGAAGAGCUAGAAAGGAUGUGGAAAGUGAAGGCAGUAGUAGUCCCAUCUGUGAUAGGAGCACUCGGGGCUGUGACUCCCAAGUUGGGGGAAUGGCUUCAGCAGAUUCCAGGUGGAACAUCUGAGAUUGCUGUCCUGAAGAGUGCAGUUCUAGGAAUAGCUAAGAUACUGAAUGGAACCCUCAAACUCCCAGGCCUCUGGUAGAGGACCCGAGAAUGAGGAAUAAAACAUACCACCCAGGAGAGGGUGAGAAAAUCAAUUCUAUAGAACAAUGGAAAAAACAGGAAAUAAAGUGUGCACAAACACCUUCAUCUAAUGCCUUAAAUGGAAUUUAUUUAUUUUUUCCAACAAUAAAUACGUGUUUUUGUCUGUAGUGUUGACAUUUUAAUGCAGGAGUAUGUUUGCGUGUAGUUUUUGUGUUUGCAUGUAGUGUUAGUGUUUGUAUGCAUGGGUGUAUUUGUAUGUAGUUUUGGUGUUUUAAUGUAGUGGUGUGUGCGUGCAGAUUGUUGGUAUUUGAAUGUAGUGGUGUGUUUGUAUACAGUUUUUUUUUUUUUUUUCAAACAAAUACACCCCUGCAUUCAAAGACAGUGUUGGCGUUUGAAUGCAGGGUUAUGUCUGCUUGAAGUGUUUGUAUGCAGGGGUGUGUUUGUUUGUAGGGGGUGUAGUGUCAGUAUGCAGGGGUGUAUUUGCAUGUAGUGUCAGUAUGCAGGGGUGUAUUUGCAUGUAGUGUUUGUAUGCAGGGGUGUAUUGUUGGUAUUUGAAUGUAGUCAUGUGUUUGUGUACAGUUUUUUUCAAACAAAUACACCCCUGCAAUCACACACAGUGUUGGCAUUUGAAUGCAGGGAUGUAUCCAUUGCCACACACACUCAAAUACACAACACCCAGGUAUUCAAUAACACUUUUGCAUAUACACACACAUAUAUGUACAUAUACAGAUAUACCCACACACUGACACAGAUACACAUUUACAAAUAUACACCCAUGCAGGUACACACACAUAAGCAAUUAAUCACCACUUGUUUCUUUAACUUUUGUGUACAGAAGGGUGGCUUCCCUGGGGUCCAGUGGGAGCUGGCUGGCCAAGGCUGAUGGGAGUCUGUAUGUGCCUGCUCCUGCCUCACCGCAUGGCUUUCAGCAAGCUGGGAGAAAGUGACCUGAAUUAACUUCCUCCUGCCGGUCGAGGGAGAAACUAACACUGUGACAGGCGCCCGAUCCGCGACAGGGACCAACCUGUGCCCCUAAUGUAAGAGCCCUCCAGAGUCCCACAGCCAACCCGAUGGAGCUCAGUCACUCACAAAUUCUACACUGGCAUUACUGCUUUCUAUUGCCACACACCAAAUUUGUGGGAUCUGCAGACUGUGUUUCACAGCCCUGAGUUAAAGGGUUACCACAGCAAAUAAUACAUUGUCAGAGUAACCCUUAAUGGAAUGCGCCCCACUAUAUAAAGCAUAUACAGAGCCAAGUUCUCCCUGCAGCCCUUGCAGAGAGAGAGAGAGGACAGCGGGUGGAAGGGAGGACACCUGAACGCUACGUGUAGUGGGGACAGAUGCCUAAUAUGCACAGUAUUGACAUUAGACCUCUCCAUAGAGCUGCUUUUCCCCUCCGGGCUGGCUAAUAACAAUGCCACAGCUGGAAACUGAAAAGCUGCACAUACAGACUCCACACACCAUAACCACUUCAAAUCACUUCAUUUCUCAUGGUGCAUGGAGGAACCCUUUAAUGAUUGCAAAGACUUUAUGUAUGCGUGAGUCUGUCUAGCUACAGUUUAACGACCGUAGAAAGUAGUUUCUCACAUUCUGAGAGUCCUUUAGGUGCCAAGUCUGCUUGCAUGUGUUUUGCAAUGAGGAUGGUCUUCUGUCUGGCCAGUUUGCCAUAAAUGUUGCUGUGACGGUUGUCUUUCUCUUAUCUCCACACAUGAUCUCUGGAGCUCGCCCAGAGUGAACAUUGGGUUAUUAGUCACCUCUAGUUCCAAGGCUCUUGUCCAAUUGCUUAUUUUAGUUGAUUCAGGUUCGUCCUCAGUGCUUGAUUCUCCCUUCUUCUUACAGGUUCUUGGUUCAGUGAAGAAUAAAAUUGAAGCCUUUGCUGCAUCUCAGGAUGAUUUCCCCACUUUACUCUUCAAAGCCAAGAAGUACCUGAUUGCUCGAGGGAAGCUGGACUGGUGUGAGAGCCAGAGCUCGGUUCCUGCCCUGCGCCGGUCCGACACCCUGGGUAAUCUCUAAUCUCCAUCGUUUCCAAUAAUCUGGUUCUGUAGCACAGAUUCCCCUCUCCACCAGAGACACAUGGCAGUAUGCACCUUUCUGCUCUGUCCCCUUACCUCUGCAUUUUGAAGCUUGUUCUCACAGAAGCUCUGCUUGUGAGAUGUUUGUUAAACUCACACCUAUUCUCUCCCCCCUCCCCCCCCCCUUCCGCAUACUGCCUGUAAAGCUGACUACCCUCAUCCCCCAACUGACACACAUCUCCUGUCUCAGUGAAGUUGUUUGGGUGCCCCUGUUGUUUUAACUCUGAGACUGCACAUGUGCUCUAGCUUUCCAGUUUUCUGAGAUCAUAGUGAUUGGAUUGGCUGAGAUCAUUACAAUUGGUGAUCUUGCCCAAAUAGGUGGGCUAGCUGUGACGAGGGACAAAAGAUAAGUAAACUCUCCUUUCUCCUUCACACGGGAGGGGGGUGUACCUUAACUAGUUAUUAGAUCACUAUAUCAUUAGGAAUACAUGUUUGUAUAUUUAAUGUUAUAGUGUACCUUUACUGCUGACUGCAUGUAAUGUUGUGUUAAAUCAUGCUGCCUCCGCCUUUUUUUUGACAAUAACGAACUGUCUUUUUUAUGUUUCCACAGUAAAAAGUCGCAAACCGUCCAUAGGGGAAUUAAUUCUCCGUCACACCAACAGCCCCACACGUGCCCGGCAAGCUGCCCAGAUGGCGUUUCAGCAUGUGCGAGAUGGGCAAGUUCUCCACGCUCUGUCAGGAACCUCCAUUUUUAAGAGUUCAGCUGAAAAACAGAACGAGGCCCUGCGAGUGAAGAAUGCCGUGUACUGUUCGGUAAUAUUUACUGAAUUCAUGAAAGAACUGGCAGCCAUAGCCCAGGAACAUGCAGUCACCUCCCCAUAUCUGCUGGCAGACACUGAAGAGUGACACAAUCCUCCUCCAUCUAUGGUCCCUAAACACACUCAGGGGAAUGGAAUCCAGCCAUUCCUUGUAUCUCCUAUAGAUGAAAGGUGCCCUGUAGAGUCUGGGCAGUCAUUGACUUGAGUUCUUCGGAAUGUACAGACUUGUUGGAGACGGCACUUUUCAUGGGUUUUCUAAGAAAAACCAUUAACCAUGGAAGGUGGAUCAAUUAUCGUCCGUUGGCUUUUCUAGAUUUUUAUGGAGUCGGUCAAAGGAGGAAUACCUCUUAACUGCUGAUCCUUAUUUUGGAUCCUUAUUUUUUCCUUCAGACUUUGUGAGGAAAAUAAACUUGAUUUUAUGGUCCCAGAGUCCACCAUUCAAACUAGGGGGUCUGACCCCUAAAUGAUGGACAGAUACUUGGGGCUCCCUCUUUCUGCACCCCUGUUUAGUGUCUCGUUGAUUGUCCCACUCACUGCCUUCACCCGGGUCUUUUUACAGGGUUCCUUCUUAAGACAUUAGAGGAACCUUGUGGGAUUAUAAGUGGGUUUUUAACUUAUUUGAGCAGGAAUGUGUUGAAUUGUCUGGAUGAAGCAGUUUUUGUGUAUGUAUAUAUCUGUAUGUACUUGUAGAUAUAUAUAUUUAAAUACAAUCUCUCACACAUACUGUACCACAUCUUGUCCAAGCAUUGCGUACACAUUUGGGGUUCUUGGAUGACCCCAAAACAAUCUACUGGCAAUUAGCAGGAUUAAAACGGAGUGGACGCUUGCCCAGUAAUGGGAGUAAAAUUGCGUGGUCCUCGUCCAUUGUAGAAUUUAGGGUGAGAGUGGUCCUAGCCCACUGACUACGUCAGGGCUGAAAUGACCAAUGAUUUUUAACUGCCUCCUCUGGAGUAAUUGGUUUUAACCCCUCCCUGUCCUCUCCCCUUCAGACCUUUUAUCAUUUUAUUUGUAAAUCUUUUGAUUUCUUAGGCAGCCAUGUAUUCUGUUGGGUGUCUUAGUGUUUGUUAGUGUGUUAAGGUAGUUUAUUUACUACAAUCCAUUUUCCUAUUUGAUGUUAUUUCUACUUUGCAGGGGUCAAAAGCCAAAUUAUAUUUUCAAGAGAUCACAGUCUGGGGAGAGCAUAGAGGUUCACAUGAGAAUACUGGCCAUUUACUUACCAUCACUAAAUGACUACAUGGGUAGCCCCCUGCUGUAACGCAUAAUGCCCCCCCACCACCACCACCAUACAGCCAACAACACCCCUGCUCUUACAAAUACAGCCCCCACUCUGUAAUACAUAGAGCCAAAAACCCCAACUCUAAUGCAAACAGCCCCCGCUUUAAAACACAUUGCCUUCCCCAGCUCUCGCUUACAGGCAUGAGCACACCCUCUUCCCCCACAGCUUUAGCAGAGUCCUUAAUGCCUCUAUGUACAUUGUUUGAAUAUGGCCGCCAUAGACCAAGUGUGGGUCCACUUAGAGCGCAGUGUAUUAUAAUAAUUAUUAUUACACUUUGUUACAUCUGAGUCAAAUGCCAUUUAAUUCAAACCUGUCAGAUCCAUUAUUAAGUGAGACUCCACAGCUAAUCACAGACCACCGAGAAAUACAGCCAGAUGUUGCCUGUCUGCGAGGUGGUUUUAGCAGUUUUUUUGGUAUACAUGUAAUUAACCUCCUUAUUCUGCAGACACUCUGAUUUUAUGUUAAACUUCUGUAGUAUGCUUUAUAUUUUACUUUUCGACUUGUCUAAGCAUCGUCCAUAACGGCAGUGAUUCAGAAUGCAGUCCUUGUAAUCUCAGCUGAAAUGAAACCUGUAUUGUACAGCGGAAUGAAUUCUAAUAGAACGCCUUGCAGUAAAGCUAUUAGAGUGCGCUCACACCUUCAGAGGCCAUUUUCACCCUAACUUGGAAUUGUGCUAUUUUCAUUGAACUUGUUUUAGAUCCUUUUUUUUUUUUUUUUUUUAAAUCCUUUUUAAUCCCGAGUAUUUUGCUUGUCGAUCAGAGAGAUUGUAUCCUUAUUGUGUCUGUAUAUGAGUUUGUGUAAAUCUGUGCAGUGUGUGUAUGCGAUAUCUGGGUGCAGUAUAUGAACUGGAGGAUGUUUAGCGUUAUUUGGCUCCGGCGGGUCCCUUUCCCACCAAAACACUCAUUACGUUGAGCCUCCACGUUUAUUACUCCUCUGCGUUAAUUUAUUUAGCUGGAAGCGUGUAUGUUCUGGCUGUGAAUAUUUAUACGGAUUUAGAGGAAAAAGCAGCUAUACGAAUAGGCAAACACCCUUAUCUCAGUUUUCUAUAUUAUUAUAAAAACCUUAACAUUGCUGCUUAUUGUAAUUACACUAAACCGGUCGCUAUAAUUCAUUAUGGGAAAUGUGCCAUUAUAAGCAAUUGCUCUAUUGUCUCUCAUAUUCCCCCCAAUAUAAGGACCUUUGGAAACUGUUUGAGGAGAGUUAUUGUGGUCUCUUUUUGUUUUUGUGUGUGUUGAAUGUCUGUACAUUUUUAGAUGUAUAUGAGAUUAUGUGUAUAUAUAAUCGUGCAAUGGCGGGCAUUCCGCAAAAUGUUUAUUGGGCAUGUCCCAAAUUUUUGCACAUCUGUUAUUUUAUUAUAUAUUUUUAUUAUGUUGUGUUUCCUAAAUUGCCAAAUUGCGUAGUAAGUGAGAUUUGACCAGAUUGCCACGUCUAAACAUAACGAAACCAAUCAUCUUCUGAUUCUCUCCGCAUUGCUGCUUAUCUGCACGCAUAUUAAAAUAUUACUUUUAUCGUGAUUGUGAAAAAGGGAAUUUUAUUACAAUCCUGUGAGUCUAUUACUGUUUUAAGUGAGUGUGGGGAUCUGGGGUCCGUUCUACUGCUAGGAUACAAAUCAUUGCAAAGGCCACCUGGUUUUUGUCUCCUAAUCUUUGACUUUUUGUUAUCGAUUUGGCAGAACAUCGACAUUGAAAUCUUUAUUUAGUUUUUUUUUUCUCUGACAUUGGAAUUGGGCUUUGACUUAAUAGUCUAAAUUCUACACCAAAAGAAUGGAUUUAAUAAGAAAAUCUCCAAUCCAAUGUUGCCUUCCACAAUCAUGGCUGCCGGCGCGGUGCUGGCGUUACGGAGUGCAGUGAUUUUUUUUCAGUGCAGCCCAUGCGCUAUGUCUGCAGCUUCGUCCAAUCAUUGUGAGGAUGUUGAGAGUGAAAACCAAUGCCGACAGCAAAUAAAAAUUGUCAAACAAUUCCUGGUGUCUCGGUUUUCUUCUUUCCCUUUGAUAA
This is a messenger RNA of Pelobates cultripes (western spadefoot toad), 50153 nucleotides long. NCBI's taxonomy places the organism in Eukaryota, Metazoa, Chordata, Amphibia, Anura, Pelobatidae. The record is from the annotation of a GenBank genome assembly.